This is a messenger RNA of Pelobates cultripes (western spadefoot toad), 69610 nucleotides long. NCBI's taxonomy places the organism in Eukaryota, Metazoa, Chordata, Amphibia, Anura, Pelobatidae. The record is from the annotation of a GenBank genome assembly.
CAUUGUUGUGCUGCCAUGGCCUAUGACCAGGAAAAGAAAAUUACGGUAAGUAGGAAUAAAUUUCCCUUUAUAUACUAUACAUUUUAUAUAUUUAUAUACUAUACAUUAAUAUACUAUACAUUAAUAUACUAUAUAUUAUAAAUUUUUAUAUAUUUAUAUACUAUACAUUAAUAUACUAUACAUUAAUAUACUAUAUACUAUACAUUUAUAUACUAUAUACUAUACAUUUUAUAUAUUUAUAUACUAUACAUUUUAUACAUUUAUAUACUAUACAUUAAUAUACUGUACAUUGAUAUAUUAUAUACUAUACAUUUUAUAUAUUUAUAUACUGUACAUUUUUACUUUUUAAAUGUUUGUUCUUCAACAUAACCAUCUGAAUUACUUAUUUUAUUGAUUUUUUUUUUUUUUUUGCUGAUGUGUACGGCCUGUUAGACUGUCCUCACAUUUCCUGUGUUAAUGCUGGGCCUUAACACCCUGACCACAAAUUCACUCGUUUAUUUUCUGCAUUAUUGAAGUCGUCUUUACAUAUUAUAUUUAUAUAUAUAUAUAUAUAUAUAUAUAGAGAGAGAGAGAGAGAGAGAGAGAGAGAGAGAGAGUAUAGCUGUUUAUUAAAUAAAUGCAGAAUUAAAUUGGGACGCACUGCUCUAGCUACUCGUAGAUACUGCCUGAUGUACUACAUGGGAGAAUUGUUCUUAUUCCCAAUACAGAGUUUUCACUGUAAAAGUUAUGAUGUGUCAUUGCUUUGAGUGGCCCAGGAAGUUACAUGUGGCUUUUGCUAAAAUUGUUGUUGCUGUUGUAUUGUCCCUUUCUUUUACAUUCGUUAUUUUACAAUGUAAUUUUACCUUCUACUAUCUGCUAUCACCAUAAAUGAUGCCCCUUUUCUUUUAAGGACCUAUUGGGAGAGGAGCUUGGGGGUCUCCUCCGCUCCUGUCCCGGAAUAUUGGGAGCUACAUAGUAUCUGCUUUCCUGGAUUGUAACUCCUGUCUUUAGUCUCGUAGUCUAUGACAAUGUUUGCAAACCCCAACGAUGGCAUUAUAACCCCAUGUACAUAACUCAUAUCACACACAGAUGGUGCGUACAAAGUAAUUUCUUCCCAAAGAUAGUUCAACGCCUCUUGUGUGUAUUUUGUUUUUUUUUAGGUACCUUAAAUGAUGGAAGGAUUCUUAAACACUUUACCCGCAAGCGUCAGAGGGCCAUGAGGAGGAGGGUGCACCAAGUGAAUGGACACAAGUUUAUGGCAACCUAUCUCCGUCAACCUACAUACUGCUCUCACUGCAAAGAUUUCAUCUGGUAAGGGGUUUUAUCAUUUAUCUGAUUUAUUCUCCUAAUGUUGUUUAGGAUAAAACAUGAUUACUGAGGUUCCUGAGUGACUAUCGUCAAUAAGAUUCUAAUAACGGAGACUUGAGUAUAUUGUUAUAAUAACUUACAAUACCCCACAAGCUGUGUUUGUGACCGUUUAUAAAAGCUCACGAAAAUGUUCUUACUGAGACCUUAAACCCACAACAAACACAAGACACACUGAAAAUCAUGGUAUGUCAAUUGUUUCCAUAGCUAGAUCCUCUGUUACAAUGUAAAAAUAAGGCUGCUUUCUGAGCUACUUUUGAGAGAGUGAGUAUGUAUAAACUAGCAUUUUUUUAUUCUUUUACAGCAUGUUCUUAAAAAUUUAAAAAGUCUCUCGGCUAUAUAGCACCAUCUAAUUCAUACAUUAAUAUUGCAUGGUAUGGUGCAUAAACUGGAAAAUGAGAAAAUGUAUCCUCUAAAAUAUAUUAAAGGAACACUAAAGCACCAUAACAACUUUAUCUUAAUAAGGGGUUUUGGUGUAUAGAUCAUGCCCCUGCAGUCUAAUGCUCAAUUCUCUGCCAUUUAGGAGUUAAAUUACUUUGUUUAUGCAGCCCUAGUCACACCUCGCAGCAUGUGAGCCACUCAGUCUCCCUACACACUUCCUGUAAAGAGAGAUCUAAUGUUUAAACUUUAUCUAUUGCACAUUCUGUUUAAUUUAUCCUUUCUCAUCUCCUGCUCUGUUAAUAGCUUGCUAGACCCUGCAGAAGCCUCCUGUGUGUGAUUAAAGUUCAAUUAAUAGAUCGGUAGAUAAAAACUUCUAAAGUAAACAUGCUGUGCUAUCACACCUUGAAAAUGAAAUGGUUUUUUUUUCAGUCUCAGCCAGGGGAGGUGUGGCCAGAGAGGCAUAAAUGGCAGAGAAUUGAGCAGUGAGACUGCAAGGCAUGAUAUAUACACCAAAACCUCUUCCUUAAGCAAACGUUCUUUUGAUGACUAGAGUGUCCCUUUAAUGUAAUAUUUAUUAAACCACUGUAUAUUUUGAAGUAUAAGGACUAGACUAAGUCUUAACAUACGUAAAGAAAGUCCAUGUGUUUUGAAAUUUUGUUUUGGACACUUCUCAUUCUUACAACCUGAUGUAACAGCGAUGUUAUGUUUAGAACAUUUUUACCUGUAUGCUGAAGGCAAGGUGUUUUGCACUUUUAUUUUUUAUAAGCGUAUUUCCCGGUAAAUGCCACUAUCAGUUUUGCCAGGUUUGUGAAUGUAAGUUCACUAGAAAAACAAAGUUCUAAUUAUGCAGAAUAACAUUUCCGUGUUAAGUUCCCUUUUAUUUAGAAUCAAAUAAAUGUAAAUCCUUGUUAUGUAAAGAUGUACCUGUAACUCUCUUGCUGAUCUACAGUGUCUUUAUAACUUGUUUUUGUGUGUUUAUAACAGGGGAGUAUUUGGCAAGCAAGGAUAUCAAUGCCAAGGUAAUAUGGAAGAGCCUGUAUACACUUAUGUUUGGUUGUUGGAUGUGCCUUAUAGUAAAAUUAUACUGCACGCUGGUUUCAGGACAAAAAAAGUAGACUUAUGGUAUUCAUAGCAAUAACAAAUUGUGGUGGUGAUCCACAUAUCUUCAACACCUUUAUUUUACUCGUUACACAAAUCACUGUAUAGGAUUAGAGCUGGCCAAUUGAUACAACUUUCUGCCUGAAGAGAGUACUUCCAGCCGGCCCAUCCACACCAAGUAAAAAUCCAUUCUAAUUGUGGAAUUUGGUGUUGAAGAGAGCAGCCAUCAAAUUAACUAAAAUAAUAAAUACACGUUCAGCCACUGUGGGAACUACGCUGAAUACUUUGUCAGCAUGGGACCCUGGUCUUUGUCAAAUUUGACAGCGGUAUUCAUCUCCCAAAUUAAUUUUUGCCACCAAAUAGAUUUUAAAGUAUGUGAAUUAUCUUUUGUCACACUUUAAAUAGAAAUUACUGUACUUUUUUUUUUUUUUUUUUGUGUGACUAUUAUUACCCAUGAAAGCAUUGCGUACUUUCACAAUAAACAUAAAGUAAAUUAUCGUAAAUGUAGCACUAUGGCCCACACUCUCAACUGAUUCAUUGGCUAAAUUAAUCGAUACGAAAACUACCCUUUUUACUACUUUCUAUCUUAAUGGAACUCCUUUUGUUGAUGUCAAAGGGACUACAGGCAAAGUUGAUCGUGCUGGGAAAAGAACUUGAACCCAGAGGUUUGAACAAUUUCCGUGAUGGAUAUAUGGACCAGCUGUACUGUUUUUUGUGUUUUCUACAUUUAUAACCAUGUUUAGAUCUCAAAUUGCUUGCUUUGCUUGUCUCGGUGUGACCUUUUUUAUUUUUCCAUUCUAAGUAAAAUCACAGAAAAAAACAUUCUACCGCUUUAUGGUAAACAAUAGACUAGAUACCUUUUUUGCCAGUUGAAGAGGUAAAAACUAAGGACAAAUGAAGGUCAAGGUGUAUUGAAAAUAGCAUGUGGUGACCUUAUUAAAUUACCAAAUAAAUUAGUAAAACAGUACAAAUGCUACAGAGCAUCACAGCAUUACCGUGUACCACACACCAUAUUUUGGUUCUUCCUUUAAUAGAAAUUUUUUGUUUGUUUGUUUUUGCUAGCACAAAUCCAUUUUUUAGUUUUUUUUCUGUUUGUUUGUUUUUCAAGCCCCCUAUAAAGAGAUAUGCAGUAUGGUAGCUGUACUGCGGUAAUUGCCAUAUAUAACACUGGCGUGUUGUUUGUGUCUCAUGUUAAAAUUGCGAUAAUUGAAUUUAUUUAUGUGAGUAAUGUACAAACUUGCCGUGUGUUUUACUCUGCAGUUUGCACGUGUGUUGUCCACAAGCGUUGCCACCAGUUGAUCGUCACAGCUUGCACUUGCAGGAACAACAACACAGACAAAGUGGAAACAAAGGUGACGUAUAGUGGUUAACGUUGCAGCCUUCUGUGGUUUUUGCAUUCGCUUUUUUUUUUUUCUUUAUUCAAAUCUCCUCCAAAACCGCAUCCUGCUUUUUAUGUUCAUUCUUACUAUUGUCAAGAAAUGUCUCUCUGUCUUCAUAUGUGAAUCAAAGCAUAGUGGUUCUCUGAGCCACCUUCUUUCCAUUUGUCAUUAUUUGGCCAUCGUGAACAGCUCAGCCACAUUAGUCCAUCUUUAUAUGUCCGUCCAGGUUAAUUUAGUGACCAUUACGCAGUGGUGCUAGUGGCAGGUACAGGUGUUAGGCUGCAUUAACAUUUGCCAACAACUCUGUUUCUGACAGUCUCUACAACAAGGGUAGCUAAAAGGUCGAUCCCAAGUUAUACUGCCCCUGCCAAAGAUAAGAAUGACCAGAUUUUUUUGGGCUACAUUCAACUUACCUCCGCUGUCUGUCUGCCAACAGGGGACCAUGCCUCCUUGAGGCUCAACCCUCUAAAGCCUGGCUGGCCCAGCUGUUAUUAGUGACACGUUGUGCCUGAGCAGGUUUACGUGAACUUAGUCUUUAAAAUAUGAAUCUUUCUUCUAGGAUUUAUGUUAAAUAAAACAUACUUAUUCAUUGAAGUUUUGCCUACCAGACUUACAUCAGGGCCAGUUUAUGAACUAACGGCAACCCUUGCUGUAUGAACGGUAGUGUUUAAUGUGGCUGUUGCGCCAUCCCUUGUGGUCUAGCCACUAAUUAACAAUGUGUUUGCUAAUGCCUGUCUUGCUUCGUGCCAAUAUGAGUUCACAGAAAUGCAUUAGUAUAUGUCGUUCACCGGUGUCCUCUGAAUGACAAAGACAUGAUCGCACACCUUUAUUAAUAGAUAUUAGAUAUAUUUGUGCUACUUAGCAAGAUAGGCCAGGAGAUAGGUGGCACCACCUUGCAGCUACCCAACUCCAAAUGGACACAAUUAUUUCAAUUUUAAAUAUAUUUUCUGUUUGUUUUGUUUUAAAUCUAUUUCCCCAGUACUUUUGUUUCUAGAAAUGUAUUUAAAGAUAUUGGGUGCUUUCAUUGCAGAUAGGCUGGGUCCCUGCGCCCCUACCACCUUGAUUAAAACGCUUUUGUAUAUGGCAUAGCUGCAACCUCCCCCUCCCUCCUCCUUUCCACUCACACACUAGUGCGGGUGUUUUUGGAUUGAAGUAUGUGAAAAUCAUUUGCUUCAAAUUAUGCAUGUGUGCACAGACUCGUGGGAGCAUGAUCCCUGACUUCUCAAGUCGUUGGGCGUGCCUAGUGGCCGGUAAUACCUGCUAAUGUCAGCGCAGCAAUCUCAGCAGUACUACUGACUGGUGUAAAUAAAAGGAAAUAUCCAGAACACAAGUUCUCUUUACCUUUAAAAAAAAAAAAAAAAAUGCGUUGAAAUCAUUACAAAAUACUCACAUUGACUGUUAUAAUUACACUGAAAUUCCAAUUCAGUCAAAAGUUAUCAUAAGACAAACUAGGGACUAUUCAAUUUUAUAAAUUUUUCUAAAUCUUGACAAAAUGCAGAGCUUUUGCAGUCAAGUUUUGUCAGUUCCCCCAGCUGUCACUAUUGGCGACUGUGAAAAAGGCGUAUUGCUGAUGGCUAGACAAUGUCUGUGUAGGCUCCCGUGGUCUCGCUGACAUAAGUUGGGGUGUUACCAGAAGAUUCAGACUGUACCCUCGAACUUUAAUGUUAAUUUUUUCUUCUGUAAUCCUCCCUGUGUUCAUUUGCAUCAGUAAAGCAUUGUGGGCCCUGUGAAUAGUUACAGGUGGUAAUCUUACCUUACGUCCUCGGGUUCUAAGUCUCACUUUACAUUGUAUGGAUUCAUCUCAUCAUAGCCUGCAGCUUAUUCCAAACUGAAUACUUUAUUAUUUCACCAAGACCUCGCAUGUCAAUCAACAGCUACUGGACGUCACCAUAAGCUUAGAGAAAGGUUAUUGGGUGCUUUUCAAUGUGCCUCUUCUACGUCCAUGGUGUUGGGAAGCUGAAUUAUAGGUGCAUCAUGUCAGUUUUGCCGGCAAUUUCAAACGUCUUAGUUCAGGGUUGCCUUUGAGGUUAUCAGAGCAUCACAGGAGUUCCACAACAACUGGAGAUUUACAAUUUGACCACCCCAGAUGAUUACUGUGAAUGCUCUCCUACCUAUAUGCAUAGCUUUAGCCAUUGUUGGCUUAAAGAUCAGAAGAUCUUCUUCUUCCUUAAAGAUUGGGUUAGUAAUGUGUCAGAAAAAGUAGCAAACUUUACUGAAUAGCGACAAUAACGUUUGCUAUAAAAAAAAAACAAAAAAACAAAAAGCUGUUCACUAAAAAUAUAGGCAAAUUAGAAAUAAUAUACUUUAAUAUAUACAUAAAAAAUGUUUUUUGUUUUAUUUUCAAUAAAUGCUUAUUAAAUUUCUUCUUUUCUGUUAUUAGAUAUAUGAACAGAGGUUUGGGAUCAACUUGCCGCACAAUUUCCGAUUCCACAACUAUAAAGUACCGACGUUUUGUGACCACUGUGGCUCUCUACUUUGGGGACUGCUGAAGCAGGGCCUGCAGUGUAAAAGUAAGAUAUAUUUAAUGAUAUAACCAGGUAACCAGAAAAUGUGAACACUUUUAAAUAGUGGGGAGAGUUUUUUUGGAAAAGGAUUUUUCUUUCAAUCCCUGUAUAGGCUACAUAGAUUGCUUACCAAAAAUGGGAACAUUUUCUGGUCUGCAAAAUUGGAACAUUUUGUUUUUUUGUCUUGAAGAAGAAAGGAUUCUAAAACAAAUACUCUGCUUUAUAAUCUCUGUUCUUGAGCAGGCCUCUUGCGUAGGCUGUGGGUUUUCCACAUUUUAAGUGAAAUAUACUUCAGUUCAAUACUUAAAGGACCACUCUAGGCACCCAGACCACUUCAGCUUAAUGAAGUGGUCCGGGUGCCAGGUCCAGCUAGGGUUAACCCAUUUUUUAAUAAACAUAGCAGUUUCAGAGAAACUGCUAUGUUUAUUAAUGGGUUAAGCCUUCCCCCAAAGCCUCUAGUGGCUGUCUCAUUGACAGCCACUAGAGGCGCUUGCGUGCUUCUCAAUGUGAUUUUCACAGUGAGAGCACGCAAGCGUCCAUAGGAAAGCAUUGUAAAUGCUUUCCUAUGCGACCGGCUGAAUGCGCGCGCAGCUCUUGCCGCGCGUGCGCAUUCAGCCAACGGGGCGGAACGGAGGAGGAGAGAAGGAGGAGAGCUCUCCGCCCAGUGCUGGAAAAAGGUAAGUUUAAACCCCUUUCCCCUUUCCAGAGCCGGGUGGGAGGGGGACCCUGAGGGUGGGGGCACCCUCAGGGCACUAUAGUGCCAGGGAAACGAGUAUGUUUUCCUGGCACUAUAGUGGUCCUUUAACUUUUCCUGAAGGUCUGCACAGGCAUUUUCAAUAUUGCUUCAAAAAAGACAGGAACCGCACUCUUCUAUACCCAAAUCACAAGGUGGGAUCCAUCCUCUAUAGAAACAGCAAAGAUGUUCCUGUCACUCUGGGGUUAAUGAAUAUGCAGUUUUAAUGGAAUACUGUGUACUCUUGUUCUUGUUCAAUACAGGAUAUUCAAUUAACACUGUCUGUUGAUUAACCUCUGAGUGCCUGGACCAUCUCUGCUGUUUCUUCACACCAAUUUUCUUGAAUCUGUAGGUUUGAGCAACUUUUAUUUUUAUAUCCUAUUUUUAUAAUUCACUUCUUUCUGUUUCAUAUCCUUGUUUGUGCAACGUUCUGCGAGUUGCUGGUAGAUUUUUCAGCUACGAGAGAAAUUUAAAUGGCCAAGAAGAGAAAUGUUUCAUAAAAUUCUAUCCACUGUGUGAAAUUCAAAAGGGAACAUAUUACUAAUAUUGUAUUUCCGCCUUGGAUUAGUAUAAUACAUUUAAUUUUUGUAUUACUUUUAUCUAUUUUAUGUGACGUGGUUCUUUUGUAGUCCCUACUGGUGAGGCUAGUGAUGGCUAACACUGACAUUGCAGAAUUUUGCUAGUUUUACGGUGAUGCUAAGUGAACCUUUACACAUGCCGAGGAUCAUGGGAAAUGUAGUUCAGUAAUUUACACUACCUGGGUUGCCUUUAACUUUAACGUUUUUCGAGUUUUAAAGAUAGAAAUGUGUGUAUGGGAGAGAAAUCGGCUCCUUUGAUAUUUUAUGUUCAAUUUAACUUGUUUUAGAGAAAAUAUUUGUUUUUACUUUCUACCCCUUAGUAUGCAAAUUGAAUGUACACAAACGGUGUGAAGCAAGCGUGGCAAACAACUGUGGCGUGAAUUCCGUGGAACUGGCAAAUGCUUUGGCUGGAAUGGGUCUUCAACCAGGGAAUAUCGCUUUCAAACAGGUAUCGUGUUACCUUUUUCCUACGAGUUUAAUCAGACCUGAAGACUUGUACGAAUUUUUCACACGGCAUCCGCGAGCUCGGAGUCUGACAUCUACAGACACAUUCUCCAUGAACAUGAGUGUGCCCAGCAAUUUCUGCAGCAGUUUCAAACACACGCAUAUGCCAUACAUACAGCACAGAAAGGGUUAACUAAAGCUCACAAGCAUUUAAAUGAAAAAAGAAAAACAAAACAUAAAUUUCUGUCCUCGAGCAGUAUAUAAGUGUCUGUAACUGACUGGGGAUGCAGUUUAAUUUGGUAAUCUAAUGAAUGUGCAAGAAAAUUAAUAUUAUCUAGUAAUGCUGUUUGAAGAUGCUCAAAGCCAUUCUGUUAAUCAAACACAGACACGGACAUCUAAGGCUUAUCUGACCAUUUAAGGAAUCAAAGCAAGAGGAUAGGGUUUUAGAGUUGCAUAGAUCACUGCAUCACAAGCACCCGUGCCAUAUAUAGCGUAUGAAAUAAAGGGCUUUAUUCACGCAACACCAACUUUGUUGAAUUGCAAAAUUUAGGACAAAAACAAUUGAUUUAGACAAAUUCUCCAAAUAAACUUACUUAUGUUGGCUUAAAGGGACAAAAAAAAAAAUGAAAUCACUAUUUUAGUAGAUCUACUCCCAAUGAAAACAUUUAAUUGGGGGUAAAUCUAAAAAUCUGCUUGCAAAACCUGCAGAUAUCAUUUUUGUGACCUUUGCAAGCCCUCCCCUUCAAACCCUGCCCAGACUUUCUGUGUCUGUCCAAUCAUAGACUUCCCAAUGCAGCUCAAUUAGAAAUCUUUGCAAGGCAGGUGCUCUGAGCAAUUGCUGCCUCUUAAAUACAUCUCCACUGAGGUAACCAAACCAGGGAGUAACAGGACCGUUAUCUGAUCGACAGCCAGGGGGUGUAACAAGGUUCAUUUAUAAAAGUGUGAAAUUCUUUUGAAAUCAGCACUAUUUGUAAAUUGAACAUAAAUUUAUUCAAACAUAAAGCAUUUCAAUAGCUGAAGAGUUUGGAGGGCCUGCAGUGUCCCUUUAAAGUUUGCAAUUUGAUUCUCAAUUUGCUACUUUUUUAUAUUAAGUGAAACAAAACAUAGUAUUGAUUUAGAGUUUGCAUUAACGUGUACUAGGAGAAUUUAACAUUCGGAUGGCCUAUUGAGGGGAAAUGGAGCAGCAGGAAGAGACAUCAUGACUAACCUGAGCCAGUACCCAGAACCAAGUUAAAGCAGAAUUUGACGAAUGGAUCACUAAAUGUGGAACUAUUUAAUAUAUAUUAGGAAGUGUGUGAAAAUGAAGCUCGUUUCCUGAAUAACCCAUAGAAAGGAUGUACAGUCAUAAUGUCUGCACACGAUCACUGAUCUCUUCCUGAUGUACUAUAAUUAUACACCUACAACUGCCCACAUUUGAUUUUCACUUUUGCUCUGUACUACUUUAAAAGUCACCGUUUCACUUAAUGUAUUGCUCCAUCGUAACAUUAAGCACCGCAGUACCCAUGAUGGAUUUGUUGACAUUAGAUCUGACCUAGCAGAGAGAGAAAAAUAUGCAAGUUAAAAAGAAAUAAAUAAAAAAUCACUCCUGAAUUAACUAUCAAUCAUUUUUAAUAUUUUUAUUUUUUUAUUUUGUAACUUUCCUGCGGUAUUCCAGUAUACAAUAUUAUGUCCUCAACCUUUCUGAGUGACUGACUACUCUGUGCGUAGGAUUUUGUUUGUUUGUGUUUUGGCUUGUGCGUUAUUUAUUUAUUUAUUUCAUAUUGGUUCAUCAGUCAGUAUGUAAUGUGUAUCUGACUUGAUAGAAGAAACAAAAAUGUUUAGUGGAUUUUUAAAAAACACUCCAGUAUUCUUUCCGUGGUUGCAUGUAAUGUGCCAUUUACCCUCGCUAUAAUAGAUCUAAGUAAAUCUACCUGCAUCAUUCGAAGAGAUCUCACACGGCGCUCUUGUCCAUGAUUAUUUUCAUAGAUUACGAAUAGUGGAAGCGUUAAUGAGUAACUUGAAAACACCGUUACAGAGUACAUAAGCCAUCGAGACACUAUGCAAAUGUAAACCCAACCAAGUGUGCAUGGCAUUUUAAAUAACGUACAAUGUGAACUUCCUUUCCAAAUGAACCACCACAAAGCAAAAAAGAGAAUCCCAGAAGUGAUCCCAAAAACCAGAUAAAAGUACUGUGCCAUAUAUUGAAACCCACAAAAUGAAAAUUCACUUCUUUCUCAUCUUGUACAUAAUGAAAAUAACACGUAACAGAGCGUUAAAAGCCCAGCAUCAUACAAACAUAGUUUACAUAGUCUAUAAAACUCUUACUUAAAAUAAAGAAAUUUACAAACAUGCAAUAAAGGAUUUCAGACCUCCUUCUGCAUUGUUCCUUGCUGGUAAACUGUAGAAAUAGUUGAAGUGUUUUGCUUGUUCUAUCCUUUUUAAGGUCCAUUUUUUACUCUGUUUGUCCACUAGAUGGCACUCAAUGUAUUGUUGUUUAUAGAGAAGAACAAACUCUCCUAUACACAUAUGAGUCCAUUACAAAAAUACUCCAUUAACUAUAACUACAUUAUACUCAAUGUAAGAAUAUUGCUGUGGAUUAUAGUUGUUCACAGAAAAAGCUAACAUGUUGCUAAUGUUUCCUAAAAGCAUUUUGACACAAGUUCUGUGACUGGCAACCAAUCCAGUGAUGAAGACACGUACUCAAACUGUUCUCAGCACAAAUUUGGGAUUGAGGACUUCGAGUUUAUUCGAGUGCUGGGGAAAGGCAGUUUUGGAAAGGUUAGUAUGUUCAUAACUUUCCCGACACAUUGCCGAAUCCCUGAUUGAUGUGUGUUGCUGUUAGUCUAUCUAAGGGUCCAAGAUGUGUUUUUUGAACAUUCACUAUAAUGUCAAAAUGAGAAUAAAAAGAUAAUUACGCUAUAAAAGCUUUGGGUUAGAACCACUGAGAGUCUGAGGUCGGUGUUACUGUAUGCUGGUGUGGUGGCUAUUUUACAGUAUGUACUGGAACAAAAUUAGAGGGUGGUUGCUAAAAUUAAGAACGAUUAAAAUUAAGAAGGAAAUGGAUAGAGAAGGAGAGGAAGAAGGAGGUAAGGCUUGGCCAGACAGAAGUGUCGGAGGUGAAACCAUGAUCAGUAGCUGUGACAAUAAAGGCUAAACUUCCGUUAAAAGUAAUUAAGGGAUAUGAAAAUGGGAUUGUGGUUUUAAAAGCACAGGAAGCCAUUGUUGGGGGAGGACAGAUAUCGAGCUGAUUUUGCUUGUCCUUGUUCCUUACUCACUAUGUGACAACCCCUUCCCAUCUACUACCAGUUUACCAAUUUGUUUGAGUUCCAGCCUUUUUAUUUUGGGUGGAGGGGAUAUUGUCACCUUUUAAAAAAAAAAUGUGUCUGAAUUAAUGUAGAGCAGUAGAAGAAAUUGGCAGAUGGGUUGCAAAAGGGAUGACUGAUGCCUGUAUAUGUGCUUUGCAUUAGGAACCAUAUGUGUGCUAAUGGGAUUUUUGAUAUUUUGAUGAGAUUAAUUCUACGUAAGCGGAGAGAUGUUUGCAGAAUGGAUGGAAUGCUGUGUAAUUCUUCCAAAGCAGCUGUUAAUAUAAAGAGUAGAAUAAAAAUAAAGCAUGAUUGGUGUAUGUGUAAACAUGGUCGACACACUGGGCCAGUGAUCACAACCAGCAGUCCAGAUUUUCUCAGGAUCCUCAAUGGAAAAGAAUUUUGAAAUCAUUGAUUCUUGUGCUUUGAGGACUAAGGUGGGAUCUCCUGCCGUAGGCUGGGAUUGGCAACCUUUGACACUCCUUAUGUUGUGAACUACAUCUCCCAUAAUGCUCUUCCAGACAUAAUGCUGGCAAAGCAUCCGGAGAGAUGUAGUCGUUAACAUCUUGAAUGUCAAUGGUUGCUUGCUGUAACUUUUGGUGAGUUUGCGCAUGCAUGGCAAUGUACUAUUAAAUGGAGUUGCAUUGCUGUUUAGCUGAUAUGCUCGCAAAGAACAAUUGUUCUCAUUGACUCACAAUGAGGACCAAGCAAGGAGGAAGAGCAGAUUGGUUCUGAAAAAAAACCCUCAUUAACUUUGUAAUUUCUUAUAGGUCAUGCUUGCUAGAUCCAAAGAGUUGGACAAUCUCUAUGCAGUGAAGGUGUUAAAGAAGGAUGUGAUUCUCCAGGAUGACGAUGUGGAGUGUACGAUGACUGAGAAGCGCAUCCUGUCCUUGGCGUGCAAUCAUCCUUUUCUAACACAGCUAUUCUGUUGCUUCCAAUCUCAGGUGAGACCGAAUUGUAGGUGAACCUAAUAUAUAUGUUGCUAUCUGUUGUACAGCUUCCAUUUAACACAAUUAUACACACUAAAACUACAACACAAACACACACUGCAUUCACCAUACAGACACUACAUCCACUACACAAACACACACUGCAUUUACCAUAAACACUCUACAUUCACUAUACAAACACACUGCAUUCACCAUAGACACAAUACAUCCACUACACAAACACACACUGCAUUCACAAUAGACACAAUACAUCCACUACACAAACACACACUGCAUUCACCAUACGGACACUAAAACCACAAGACAUACACACACUGCAUUCAUCAUAAACACAAUACAUCCACUACACAUACACACACUACAUCCACUACACAAACACACACUCCAUUCAUCAUACACAUACUACAUCGACUGCAUAAACACACUGAAUUCACCAUACAUACACACACACUACAUUCACUACACAAACACACACACACUGCAUUCACCAUACACACACUAGAUCCACUACACAAACACACACUGCAUUCACCAUACACACACUACAUCCACUACACAAACACUACAUCCAUUAUACAAAUGUGCAAUCUAUACUUACUAUACACACCACAUCCACUACACACACAGGGCAUCCUUGUGGGCCGACUCAGAAUGGGCCCUGUGGGCAGACUCUGGGACAGGCUCUGGGGGCCUAGACCUUGAACUGUGUCAGUCUUGCUCAGAGGUAUUGGAUGUUCAGUGGUAACACUACAAAGUAUACCGUGAUCAGCCACAACAGUAAAAUAUCCUGCCUAAUAUCCUGUAGGUCCCCCUUGUGCUGCCAAAACAGCUCUGAUGCGUUGAGGCAUGGACUCCAUGAGACCUGUGAACAUGUCCCGUGGUAUCUAGUAUUUAGUUAUGACACUGUAUUUUCUUGACUUGUGUUUAUCACAUUUAUUUUUCAUGAUAUAUAUUCACAAUGCUCUUACAGAUGAAUUAAUACACUUUAGUUCAUUUAGCAAUAGCACAAUUUGAUUUGUCUCCCUUAUUAAAAUUAGUGUAUUGGGGUACGGUGGCAUAGUGGUGGGCUUAACACAAUAUGGCCAUAUGGUGGAACUGAAUACCCAUAUUUGUUUGCUGAGAUAGGGGAUUUAUGUAGACUUGUGAAAUGUAAAACUGUAUUGUUUUGUCUUUGCGCUUUUGUCCUUAUUCUGUAUUUUGUAUAAAUUGUGGGCUUUACGGCAGCCCCACUGCUGAGAAAUAUAUGUUCCAGUUGUACCCCCAAUUCCCCUUUUUUCAUCGUAACAAUAUAGUCAAUGUUAUUCACAUUCGUGGCUGCUCAUUGUAAGUAACUAUAACUUUAUAAUGUUGCCCUUAAUACCUACUCAAAGGAUGAUAUGAACCCCCUCUCUCAAAGGGUUAAAUAGCCCAUAUAAUAUAUUUGAAUAAUAGGGAAAAACAAACAAAUAAAAUUGAAUAAUGAAUGUAAGAAUUGGGACUUGUGAAUGUCCAGUAGAGGGCAGACGAUGCCUGCAUUCAGCAACACAAUGCACUUUUUUGAACUGGGUCCUGCAGGAAAUGUUUGUAUAUUGCAUUUUUAUAGCAAGUAAACAGCUUUAUCCGACAAGCAAAAACAGUUCUCACUGGCAACUGGCCUUUUGAGAAGGAACUUCCUUGAAAAUAAGUGAUCCCUUGGUUUUGCUUUCAUCAUGUUUCUGCAAAUAGCCUCCCUUUUAUAGAUAUGGGGGUGGGGGAGAGAAAAUACACAAACUAUCCUAAAUUUAUGAUUUAUGAAGACUGCAGUAGAAUUACAUUUUUCAUAUUAAUGCCCUUUCAAUAAUUAAAGGAACAUUUUAGUGUCAAGAACACAAACAAGUAAUCCUGUCACUAUAUUGCCUGUGUGGCUGUUUAGGAUUAAUCUGAAAAGGUGAUUAUUAUUAUUUUUUUGUACUUCCCUUUAUUCUCAGGCCGUGCCAGUCUCGCCAAAGCCGGCCCCACCCCCCACUCUGCCUCUGUGGCUGAAAUCAUAGAUUUUGAUGAUCUUUGCCAAUCCAAUGCUUUGCCACAGGAAACACCACACUGCGCCAGUCAGCAUCUCCUUAGAGAGAUACAUUAAAUUAAAGCAUUUCUAUGGUGAACAUCCAGCGUCUCCAUGCACAGCUGACACAGGAAGCACCGCUAGUGGCUGGCAAAAGGCUGCAUUUACAUUGAAAAGCUUGCAGGGACAGUCUGCAGACACCAGAACUGCUACAUUAAGCUGUAGUUAUUCUGGUGACUAUAGUGUCCCUUUAUGUCUCCAUCACAAACACUCUAGGACCUUCUGUUAGAGUUUGACAGUUUUUCUUAAUUAAGAACUUUUACUCUGUAAUCGACUUUUACUUUUUCCUAACUUGGCUUUACUCCCUGCUUUUAUUUGUUUUCAUCAAGUUCCUUUGGACAAUGUUUUUAGUUUUUUUUUUUUAGAUUUUACUUGUUUAUUUUUCCACAUACAAUGUAAUCACAAAGUGUGGCACUGUAUUAUCUUUGUGUGUCUGUCAAAAUAGGGCCAUAAUAUUGUCAUUGUUGUGAUGUCAAAUAUUUAAUCAAAUUAAUUUUAUUAAUAGUCACCAAAACAACGUACACAGCCUCACUAAACACUUCCUGGAAAGAGAGAUCUAAUGUUUACACUUCCUUUAUUACAAGUAGAUUUUCUAUCUCCUUCUCUGUUAAUAACCUGCUAGACUUUGCAGGAGGCUCGUUUGUGUAAUUAAAUUUAAAUUUACAGAGCAGGAGAUAAAAACCCUUGAAGUAAACCAUCUGAUUGAAAAUGAAGCCAUUUUGUUUUCAUGCAGGCUGUGUCAGUCACAGCCAGGGGACGUGUGGCUAGGACUGCACAAACAGAAACAAAAGUGAUUUAACUCCUAAAUGCAGAAGCAGUGAGUCAGAAAGGGACAUGAUCAACACACCAAAAUUGCUUGUGGUUUGGUGCCUAUAGGGUCCCUUUAAGAUAUGCAGUUCAGUCUAAUGUAAUAUUGUUCGAAUACCAACAGCGAAUGGAAUAGGAACAGCAAAGCAUACUGGGAGCUGUAGUGAAACUCCAGGUUGGCUGGCAUUGUAUUUCCACGUGAUGCUGAGUAUGCUGGGAGUUAUAGUGAAACGAACUGCAGGACUGUCACUUCUGGCCUUUCCUGUGAUAGCUUAGCUCUGGCCUUUUGCAGUGAAAUGGUUUAAUAAAAUACCAGUGCAGCCAGCUGGCACUGCAUGCUGGGAGUUUCGACUAAUGCAGAUGCUUCGUAUAAUGGACUCUGUGCAAUUCCAGAAAGCACUCACCCAGUGCCAGAAUUAGCACAUAUCGACCUCAAUGUCCCUUGCUCUCCUAAACCCAUUGUAAACCACAACUGCUGCACCCUUAUCAUAAAUGACAGGUUUCCAGUUUCCCUGACAUGUUGUUUACCAUCGCAGAAUAGUUGUCAGACCAGUCCUGAGUGCCUGCAGCAUGUGACUGCCGUCUAAUGUACAGGAAUGCCAAAACUCAAGUGGUCAUCUUGGAAAUGCCUUUAAAUUCAACCUAUGCCCUAUUUAAGUGCCAAUGACGUUCAGAACUCUGACCUUCGAUGCAUUGCAAAUAAUGAUCGAGACAUAGGGUGAGCUAAGGCCAGGGCGUGCAUUUAUACAAUGUAUAUUUAGUAUUUAUUUAUAUUGGGAAACUCCUCUUGGCUUGUCAGGAGUUUGAUAUCAGUUUAGUUUGUAAAGCGAUAGACCAUUUAAUGUUACUUAAUCAUAGCAUAAUGUAUUCUGUUUUGACGCUCCCACCCAAAAUAUAUGAAAAAAAAAUUCUGAGGUAGAUUUUUUAUUUUUUUUGUCAUGAAUUUGUUUUGUUUAAAAUAUUUUUUAAUUGGUCCUUUUGCAUAGCAGAAAGUGGUUAUAUACAAGUUUUAGGGGCCAAGAGUAUUAAACAAAAUAAUAAAACACACAAAAAAAACCCACCCCACCCAUAAUUUUCAUAAAAUAACAAAUCUAUCGGACUUAAGAAACCCUUUAGCCUGAUUUAUAGGGGGCUUCAAUUGGGGACUUUGGACUUUAGGAUAUUAAUGCCCAUUAAUUAACUUUUUUUUAAGUUUAGCUUUUAGUUGUAAGUAGAAAUGCAGUGACGGAACCAAAUCAUUUUAUUUCUGUCGGGUCAUUUUAGUUUUGGAGAUUAAGGGGGGGGAAAUGUAUCUGUUCAAAAAUGGCGAAUUUCUAGGGAUAAUUGCUACAUGUGGAGAAACCCUCUACUGGUUGAAUUGCGAUUGCUCUAACUAUUGCUCUUUUUUGCCUGGACAAUUGCUGUGUUAGGUUUCUCAUAAAUGUAAGAUUCUGAAUUCAUAAUAAAUUGUUUAACAUAAUUGAAAGCAGUGAAUUCCCUGGCCAAACAGAGUGUCUUUGUGCUAGAUUUACUUAGACAGGAGAGUGAAGACUCCAGUGUUUUGCUAUGGCUUUCUGCAUGGAUGACGCCCGGACAGUUUUAUUACCUCAAUGCACUCUGUACUCCCUGUGUUUAUGGAGUGAUAAAAUAUGCAGCAUGUUCACUUUGGUCCAGACUUUUCCUUCCCAUCUUGUAGAGACAUAUUAUCAAACUAUAACUGUGACCACUUUCAAGAGAAAAAUAGGAGGGAAAAAAGGAUAAAUUAAAUGAACUCAAUUAAGAAGAAAAAAUGGCGGAUAUUCACCAAAUGACUUCUGCUGGCCUGGUAGAAGAUACAGGUGGUUGAUCAGUUAUCACUUUGGGCUUGCUAUGUAACUAGUGCUGUAUAUACCAUGUUCCAUAAUGAUAUUCAAGACUUUGGUAGCUAUUGACAUCAGAAAGAAUAAACACUGAAGUGACCAAUUGGGAAUACAACCUGCAUCCAUGAGGUUUGGGCAGGUUCACCAUCGGUGCAAUAGCCAACAGAGCUAUUUCACUUGUUGUUGCUGUUCCUUUAUAGAAUGUAUAAUGAAUGUCUUUAACCAGAUUUCCUGUUGAUUCAUUUCUUUGUUCCUGCAUACGUCAUAGAGCCGAGAAAAUGAAAAUAAAAAGUUUUAUUUUUAUGUGAAAGUUUUGUAAUGGUACAAAAAAACAUUCCUGAUAACCACAGACAGAACAUCAAAUAAUAUAUUGUUUUAACUCUUUUUUUUUUCUUCACGUAUGUUGCUUAAAUAAACAUGUUGCAAUAUCCCUGUUGCAAAGAUUAAUAAAAGUUUGGGCUUUUGUACUGACGUUAUUUAAAAACAAAACAGCUCAAAGUACCAUAACCACUGCAGCCCGCUGUAGUGCAAACUGUUUUUUCAAAUGGAUUGACUGCUUACCCUGGGACGGCCAAAAGCCACAGUGAAUGCAUAGUAUUCAUAAUAUAUUCUCUACGUUUUAGGGUAAAUUGAACCCACUAACCAAACAAUGUGUGUUCGCAUUUAAGUAGGUAUUCAUCUAAUCUAUAAAACUGUACUUUCAAAAUUACCCACAAGUACUUAGAUUUAAAGAGAAACUUUAUUUUUAUACUUUAUUUAUAAAGCUCAACAUAUUUCAUAGCACUGUACACAAGUACAAUUGACACAAGUAAAAAGACAAAGGUACGAUACACCUGAGACUGACAAAAUUUGACAAACAAAUACAGGAGCCUUUGAUGGUCUUAUUCCCAUGGGAUCUUACGAUCUAAAUAGUUAUCUGGCACCUACUUCUCCAUCUUUGAGAGGCCAUCGGAGAAUGACAGAGAUGCCUCCCCACCAAAUGAUUUAAUCUGCAUAAGGAUUAACGCUAAAGGUAUAAGGGUCCUUGAAGCUUCCUGACAAAGCCAUACCUAGAAUUUAUAUUAUUAUUAUUACUGGCAUUUAUAAAGCGCCAACAAAUUCCGCAACGCUGGAUUACUUCUAUUACUUAUAAUUUAGAUUCCUAUUGUAGAAACCAUGUUGGUAGUCUUUUUCUUUGUACUAAGGAAAUUGUAGUAAAAAAACUAAAUUAAAAAAAAAAACGUACACGUGCAAGUGCAGUCUUUUUUUUUACCAGCACAAUGAAUAGGUAUUGGUGCUUUAUAAAUAAUAAUAAUAAUUAAACUGUAUCCCUUGUAAACCAGAUUAAUCAUAGCACUUUAAAACCUCCACUGUUUUAGUAAAUUCUUGCCCGUCAGCCUCUCCACGUCUAAAACAUGUACUUGGUAUACAGUCGAGAAUAUAUGUUAAACUAGCUAAUCAAGGCUCCGUUUAAUAUAAAAAGUACGGCCAUCUUCAAUUAUUGCAACAAAAUAAAUAGAAUAAUUCUGCACUUCGACCCACUAAUGAUCCAACGAUUAUUAGAGCCAAUAUUCGGCAUCGGUCUACAAAGUUACUGAAAUUGCCGAUAACAGUCGAUAUAGGGCCCAAUUCAAAAUUCUGGCACUUGCUUACAAAUCCCUACAUAAUGCUGCUCCAACAUACCUAUCCUCCCUCAUACACAAGUAUGUCCCGUCGAGACCCCUGCGCUCAGCCCAAGACCUACACCUAUCCUCUGCCCGGAUCCCCACCUCUGAUGCUCGCCUUCAAGACUUCUUCAGGGCUGCACCUAUUCUGUGGAACUCCCUUCCCUCCUCAAUCAGACUUUCACCCAGCCUCCAUUCCUUUAAAAAAUCUUUGAAAACUUAUUUCUUCAUUAAAGCGUAUCAAUUAAACUGUCAGCAGGUUUCUCACCCCAUGACUCCGUUCCUUCACCUGUCAAAAAUGACCUACCAAGCACUCAAUAAACCCUUCUGUAACAAACUAUUUAAUUCCCCUUCUUUAACCCUUUGUGUCACUAUACCCCACUCCCUCUAGCAUGUAAGCUCAUCGAGCAGGGCCCUCAACCCCCUCUGUUCCUGUACGUCAGUGGUCUGAUCUCAAUUAUGUGUCUGUUAGUCCACCCAUUGUACAGCGCUACGGAAUAAAAUAAUAACAACAUACACGCCGUCUUCCACUUCCAACUGGCUGCCAAUGAGGUGCCAUGUUGUGCAACCUCACGGCAGCAUGCUCGAAUGUGGAGUGCUGCUCGUGGCAGGAGGUUAGAGCGUGAGUUUAAGGACAUGUGAAUUGUAACAAUGCUGUAAACUAAAUAUUUUUUGCUGAAAUCACAUAUAAAUAGUCUGGUUUAUACAAAACAGUGAAAUACCUGAAGGAUUAGAGGGGACAUCACUGAUUGAAAUACCACUAAAUAAUUGUGUUCAUUACCCCUCCAUGCUAAAUGCAAGAAAAUCACUGACCCCAACGAUGUAUAAUUAUUACCAUAUAUCAUUACUUGGCAGUAUGGUGAUGUUCAGAGCUGCUGGGGAGACACCGAGUGACAGGGAGAUAUGAACACUCUCUGUCUCUGAUCCCUUGUAUUCUAAUGGAGUAUGACAUCACAGAUGAGAUCUUUGAUAAUGUAUUAAACAAUAAACAUGUUCAAUUAAUGGCAGAUUUGUGUAGAAAUUUUGUGGCUUUUUCAAAACUUUAAAUGUACAGAAUAGCAGUUAUCAAUAAUCGUCCCAAAAAAGUGACCGAUAAUAGGGAUCAACUCAUGAAAAAUUAAAUCGUUCACUCCCUAGUUGUUAUCCAAGGACAAAAAAAAAAACAACCACGUUUUCAUUGUGUAUAUUCAUUUAUUAGAGUGUAUGAAAAUUGAAAUAAAACCCUAGCAGUUAUAAUUAUGGCUACAAGCAAAACUGAAUUAUGCUGCUUUCUGUAUUAUUUUUAAUGCUUGCAUUAAAGGAUCACUAAAGUGUCAGGAAAACAAACUAAUUUUCCUGGUACUAUAUAGUCCUUAGGUCCCUCCCACCCUCAGGGCCCCCCCUCGCACUGGACUGAAGGGAUUAAAAACCUCUUCAGCCACUUACCUUUAUCCAGCGCUGUUCUCCCUCGGCACUGGUGACCUCUCCUCCCCCUCCGACGUCAGCUCCAGAGUGGAGCCGAUUGCGUGUGUGUGGCCAGAGCCGCGCGCACAUUCAAACCGCCCAUAGGAAAGCAUUACUCAAUGCUUUCCUAUGGACGUUCUGCGUGCUCAAUGCAAUUUUCGCAUUGAGCAUUGCGGAAGCGCCUCUAGCGGCUCUCAAAAGGACAGCCACUAGAGGCUGGAUUAACCCUGCAAUGUAAACUGUUUACAGCUGCAGAGUUAAAACCUGGGGGACCUGACACACAGACCACUUCAUUGAGCUGAAGUGGUCUGGGUGACUAUAGUGGUCCUUUAAUGGAGUCUUGCUAAUAUUUGCACUAUUGGAAUUGUUUUAGCAGGAGUAUGCAUUGUUUUGUUUUUUGUUUUUGCAUGUUAACGUCAGAGGACGCGCUUUUGGGUACCCUGACUGCAAUUUGUUCAAACAGUCUAAAGGAAUAUUUUCUAUGGGUUGUUUUUUUGUUUGUUUUUACCCAUGUAGAAUAAGGGCUGCAUUUGUGGCAUUUUAGAUUAAGGUUUAUAGAGAAUAUAUAUAGAAUUUGUCUUUCAAGUGAGCAUCUCUGGUUAGAAAAUCCUGAAAUUAAAGCUUGGCGUGUGGGUGGUAUAGGAUCCACAAGACCACUUGCUUUGCUUCCAUUACACAUAAAACGUGGAUAAAAUGUAAGUUUUAGAUUAUAUAUUAUUAUGCUCAUUUUUACAUAGUGUGCAUUUGGUGGGGUUAUGAUUGGAUAAGGUUAAUUUUAGUUACAAUGUUAAUUGCAAACUUUUACUUGUGACAUUUUCCUGUAGAAGCAUUCUGUUUCUGCCUCGUAAUUCAAGCAAACUCAUUAAAAUAUGUCCUUGUCCUUCUAAUGUGUUUAGAGUUUGGCGGGUGCUAGGGCUGCAGGAAAGGACCUCCCAAUGUUCCCUAGCAUUAGUUUGGAAUGAGGAAUGUGGUAUUUUUACUCUUUGUGACUAAGGAAUGAAAGAUGAUGAUCAAUAUGUAUGUGUCAGGUCAGGUGCACAUGUGAGCUAUUUCGUACUGUACAUAUCAUUCAUCAUCUCUACUCCAGAGAUCAGUACACAGGCAACAAAUCCUUAAUAAUGUGACCUAUUGCCUUGGAGACCUGUUAAGUUACAUUAGUUGGUUUCUUUAAUAGACUGCAAAAGAUACCAGAGGGUCAAAAAAACAAACAAAUUACAUGUGACUUAUAUCCUGUAUUACUAUUUUUUUGUAAUAAAGUUUCAAUCAAAUAUGCCAAAUUUCAAAACAUUGAGGAGUCUUAAGUACAUUGCAAAAUAUUUUGAAACCGUUACUAGAAAAAAUAAAUUGUAUGGGAAUGUAAACCAUCAAUUAUGAAUCUGAGAUACAUGAAUAAAUUGGGAGUACAAACUGUAACAAUGGCAAUCAGACUCUGUCAUGUAUGUGCCCUCCAUAUAGCCAGAUGCCAUGUUUUAGAUUACAUGAGACGGUGGGUAAGACGUGAGAGUGUUUUCUGCUAUUGAGGCGUAUCCUACAGAUUUAUUUAAAAUUCAUUCUAUGUAACAUAAACUGUUUGUUGGGUUUGUUGAUUAAAUCUAUCCACGGGUUGGGUUUGAUAUUAUAUAUAAAACAAGUUCCGAAAUAAUUCCGUCCCAAAUUACACACACCCCUUACUUUGGUAGGUACUAACCACUGCAUACCGGGAACACCCCAUAAGACUUGUUUUUUUGGGAGAUUUUCCAACCCAGUCGUCUAGCCAUAACUAUUCGGCCCUUGUCAGAGUCACUUGCCCAUUUUUUUCUGCCUCCAACACAUGAAUUUCAAGAACUACCCAAUAUAUCCCACCUCUUGACAGGUGCCAUUGUAACUAUAUAAUCAAUGUUAUUCAUUUCACCUGUCAGUGGUUUUAAUGUUGUGGCUGAUCAGCAUGUAUUGCCUCGUAGAGGCGGAAUAGUGAGAACCAGGAAUGUAACUUUUUAGUGCCAUGAGAGUUUUAAUUUCUGUCUGUCUGUCUGUGUGUGAAUAGAUCUUUAUUUUUUUUGUCUUUUUUUUUUUCUCCCCAAAGGACAGGCUCUUUUUUGUCAUGGAGUUUGUAAACGGGGGAGACCUUAUGUUUCACAUUCAGAAAUCUCGACGAUUUGACGAAGGCCGCGCCUGCUUCUAUAGCGCUGAAAUCACCUCUGCCCUCAUGUUUCUACACAACAAAGGAGUUAUCUACAGGUAAUAUUCUAUUUUAAUGAAGAUGAGGCUAUAAUGUAAAUAAAAGAUGUUCUGAAACGGCAGUCCAUAGUUGACUGUUACACUACAGAUAUAUAACAGAUCCUGCGGGGGGCGCUCUUAUGAUGUUGCCCCUGUAGUUUAUUACCCCGUGACAUUAAUUUCCUGCUAGUUUAGUGUCAGAUAGCAGAGAAUACUCUAUUCUCUUGCGAUUUCACCUACCUUCAUAAACGCUGACACUUUAAUGAGAUCAUCUACACAUCUUUUACCAUUUAUAUUAAGAACAAGUGUUUUUCCUGUGUAAUUUUAUCUAAAAUCACAACUAUAACAGCAGAACCACAACAUUUGACAUUUUCUCUAUUUAAAAACUGUAUUGUUAGGUUGUGGAAAUAUUCAUAUGAAGGACCCUGCAAUGGAAUAUUGACAUUCAAUACUUAACCCAAAAACAGUGUGGAGUUUUAGGGAAUUGCAAAAUUGAGACCACAAACCCCAGAAUGCAAAGGAUUGCCCAACAGUGUAAUGUGUUAGUCUACUAAGUAUGUUGUUUGGUAUUUUUACGCUUCGUUGAGCGCAAACAUAUUCUGCAGUGCAUCACAGCUGAAAUCUAUAACCGCAGGUAAUUGACAGACACAAUAACGGUGAAGGACGCAUAGAUAAAAACGUCACUGUUCAAACUAGUUUAUAAUCUGAGCUGUAUAUUUUAUUAUAUGUUUGUUAUUAUGUGUGCUGUUUUUUUUUUCCCCAACACAAAUUGAUACUGGCAGACCCGUUACCACGUGAAUUGGCCCACUCCGUCAUGAUCUACAAAGUCUGAUUUUUAUAAUUAGGUACUGUGAGUUUUCAGUGUUUGCGCCGUUUGAAACCACACUCAGAAAUGAGAGCGAGUGCAGAAUACACUCUGCACCGUAAAAUAUACAAUGGUGCUUAAAGCAGCCCUCUGGAGGAAAGCUCUUAAUAUGAUGAAAACAUACUGUUCUGACACGUGAAAUAUGAGCACAAUCGACAUGCUGCAGCGUGUGAGUUACUGACUGUGGAGAGGGACAGAAACAAUGAAAUAAUUGGGGUACAGAUUCCGGGUUUAGCUCGUUGGCACCCCAAACUACUGUUUGUAGACCCCCCUUACAUAUGGAACAAUAAUUUAAUCUGUUUAAGAGAAUCCCUCUCUGUUUGAGGAAACUAAGUAAAUAAUCAAAAAUCCCUAACCCUUGUAUUGUCAUAUGGAGCAAUGCUUCCUUUUAACCUUACAUGUUCUUGUAUGAUGUGUGUAUGUGCAGCUUUUUUCAAAGUAGCUCACAGCAGUACUGCACAAAGGGAGCACACAUGCGCAAGUAGUCACAACAAUCGGAAUGAAUGAAACUGCAAGCACAUAACUUCCAAAUGUACACAAGAAGCUUAAUUUGUGUUUUUAACUAAUUAAACUUCCUGUGUACGGGUCUGCUACUUGCUGAAUAGUGGAUUUGCAUAUUCCUUAAUCCCAAGCUAUAUAAGGUUUCUGAAACAUACAUUACUUUCCAUUUAAGAAUCGAAGGAAAGCCAAAAUUGUCCAACAGAACGCAAUCAUUCCUGGUUUGUGCGUAGGACAACUCUAACAUUACAUGUCCCAGGGACGUGUUAUCUGCAGUUUGCAGUGUUAUGUUCAUGGCAUUCGAAUCCCGAAACGUGAAAAGAACAUUUUGCGCACAGUGUUUGCUGUAUGAAUUACCCCACCCAAUCAGCAGGUAAUCAUGCGUUUGUCAACCGCAGGGUUUUCAUAAAAGACAAAACAGCUGGGUUUUGGCAAGUUCUGGCUACAUUCAAUAAUACAGCUACAAUUUAUUAUGUUUGAAUACAUUGUAAAUAUUGGCAUUGGCAUGCUGGCACAGGCUGUGUUUCAUGGCAUGACAGGUCUUGUAAGGAAUGACUUGAAAAGCGGACGUGACUAUCGCUUUGUUCGUUUCAUGAUACUUUCUGCCAGGUUAUUAUAAUACAUUUUAGAUUUUUUUUAUAAUCUCAAAAGCUUUUAAAAAAGUUGUAUUACUUUAUCUCUUUCUAAUUCAUCCUAAACCUUUAAUAUCCAAGAAUAAAGUGCAUUAUGCAUGUUGAAACACUAUAGACUCUUCAACCUAAUUUUUAUGUUCAUUGCGUGUUUUGCUUUUUUUUACCAUUUAGCUCAACUGUUCGUUUGUAAUAUUUCAAAUCACAUGAAGCACAUACAGAGAAUUAUCCAGGUUUUCAGUCCUUAGCCGGUAGAUGAUAAUUGAUCAGGAAAUGUAGUUAUUAUGGGAUUGUUAUAGGUAUUUGGCAAGAACAAUCUGUGAGUGGUGUUUGUGUAAUAAAGAUCUAUUACACAAUUUUACAAAACAAUAAAUAUAAUGAAUUUGCUACAUGUCUAGAAUAGAAGUGCGCGGUUUUUAGGUGGUGGUUGAUUUUUUUUUUUCUUAUGGGGUAUGUGUGUAUGUGUUCUUGCGUUUGCUUUUUUUGUUAAUGUUUCAAGAAUAAUUUAAAUUGCCAUCCCGAAACCUGGACAAGAUUUUUAUCUAGCGUUUACCCAUUUGUAUGCAGAUUUGGAAAAAACUGUCCCUGUGGGUUUAUUUUCUAUUGUAGUCAAUACACAAAUUGUGUAAUGGGUUUAACCUGAAUGAAUUAACCUUGGUUAGUAGAUCUCCUGUUCACAAUACUCUUGGUUCUUCGUUCUCUUUACUGUAAGUUUUAUUGCGGUUGAACAGUUGUACGCUCAUGUCUGAUAUACACAGGAUCUGAAGGAAAAUAUUAUUAAUCAGAUAAUAAAUGUGCAAUACCCUUAAUACAAUUAACAACAUAAAAAAUUGUUUAUUUGAAAUAUCUUUAAUUUUUAACCAUUAAAAGCUCACAAAUAAGAGCCAUGAGUUCCUGACUUACAAUCCUAUAUUAAGAUAUUUCCACUCUGUGACAAUCUAUAUAUCAUUUAAAAGAACACUCCAAGUACCAUAACCACUAGAGCCCACUUUAGUGUUACAUUCCUGGGAGGGAUCCUGGCGCCCUCCGGGAGUCAGUAGUCAGAUUGUUCCCCGGACCCUCUAUUCUGCGUGUGCCCAGCAGAGGAGACAGCAACGGGCACCUGACAGAAUCUGAGUAAUCUGUCCAGCUGUUCUUAAAGGAACACUAAUGUUGAAAGAUAGUUUGAUCUCACAUAAAGGGGGAAGCUUCUAGACACUCAUUUAUGUAUAUAAAAGUUGGGAAAUAUACAUUCUUGGUUUUAUCUCCAAAGGAAAUCUGUACUGUCCAGGAGACCGCGGCCACCAUUAAUAUAUACUCAUCUGUGCAAUUUAAUAUAUUUACAAACAGAAGAGUAAAAAAAUGUAAUCUGAACUUCUGUCCAUUAUCUGUUUGUGUUUUGGACUUGAUUGAAUAUUAAACAGCAGACUGUAGUUAAUUGAAAACCAAUUAGUAAAAUUAAAGCUCAGAUAACCAAGCUGGGUUACGGAUUCUUUUCAAAUCAGCUGUUUUUGGCUACAGGUUACAGUUCAGUUUCCAUCCGUACAAUUUAGUGUUUAGAGAUAGAUAUACAGGUGUGAACAUUGAAGUCCAUUUUCAGUAAUGUGGCCAGAGUUAUUUACGUAGUUGCCGAGAUGUUUAUCCUCUGUCUCCCCUUAUAUCAUUACUUGUCUUCUCGGGACAUCUUACAACCAAAGAAAACCCUGGCAAUCCAAUACCCCAUUCGUGCGCACUGCAUUGUAUCUAUUCAUAGCCGAGCAGGUGGAGUUAGGGGAUAUGGAAAUACAUAUACAAAUAGAUGGACUUAGUACAUUGUAAUGUAUUUAACACUUCACAAAGGGCCCUGAGGGGUGUGGACGCAGUAUUUGCAUUAAGGGAACACUAUAGUCACCUAAAUUACUUUAGCUAAAUAAAGCAGUUUUAGUGCAUAGAUCAUUCCCCUGCAAUUUCACUGCUCAAUUCACUGUCAUUUAGGAGUUAAAUCACUUUGUUUCUGUUUAUGCAGCCCUAGCCACACCUCCCCUGGCUAUGAUUGACAGAGCCUGCAUGAAAAAAAAACUGGUUUCACUUUCAAACAGAUGUAAUUUACAUUAAAUAAUUGUAUCUCAAUCUCUAAAUUGAACUUUAAUCACAUACAGGAGGCUCUUGCAGGGUCUAGCAAGCUAUUAACAUAGCAGGGGAUAAGAAAAUCUUAAUUAAACAGAACUUGCAAUAAAGAAAGCCUAAAUAGGGCUCUCUUUACAGGAAGUGUUUAUGGAAGGCUGUGCAAGUCACAUGCAGGGAGGUGUGACUAGGGUUCAUAAACAAAGGGAUUUAACUCCUAAAUGGCAGAGGAUUGAGCAGUGAGGCUGCAGGGGCAUGUUCUAUACACCAAAACUGCUUCAUUAAGCUAAAGUUGUUCAGGUGACUAUAGUGUCCCUUUAAUAAUGAACUCACAAAGCAUUUGAAUCUGCAGCAUUCUUUCUGUUUAUUGUUCUGAUGCGAGCCUGGCGUUUUCAGAGACUCAGUUUCCUCUCCUGCUGCUGGCUGGGUACUGAUAUGCUCUCAGGCCCGAUUAAAGCUGCAAAGCGUUUCUUUAUUAUUUAUCCAUUCUGAGUUCCUCUGCUCAGAAUAUGGAGUCUUAAGAAGCUGAUACCGGAGAAACUGACGGAAGCAAAGCACAGAGGGAUGGACACAGGUUUCUUCAGGAAGGAAGAGAUUCUUUAUUGGAUCACCGAUCGGGACUCAGAGGGACUAAUGUCACCAAAAAAUACAGCAAGUUCUGAGCCCUGAACAAUAGUGCAGGCUCCCUAUAUAGGCACAUAACUCCUCCCAUACUAAGCUCCACCCGCACAUUCUCUUGACCAAUCAUUACAAAUAAGAAUUAACUUCCUGCUUGACCGCAUGGCUUGUCCAGCACAAUGGAGGAGGGGAAUACUACAUCCUGUAUUCUUGCACAUGCUCCGUACACUACUGAUCGUAUCUUGCCUCGUGCAACCAACUGAUCGAUACGUCAGCAUAUGCACGUACACAUGCCACGUGGUAAUCUCGGCCUACUAAAUUUAUUUUUACCGAGAUUCCACCACAUUCCCCCCUUUGAUGCCUCUUGAUAUUUUACAAUUACUUGAGGCAUCACUUAACCUUGGUUUGCAUACACCACAAGUUACCUUUGAACCAGACCAGACUUAUCCUAUGAUGUGAAUCUUCAACACUCGUCUUCCUGCAUUGGUUCUCCCUGAUCUAGAGCCUUAUAUUUAUAAAUUGCCAUUAUCUGUGCAGCAGCCUUCCUCUCUGCUAUAUUUUCUAUCAGGCUUUGCACAGACCUAACUACUAAGGGUAUAAGACACGGCAGGAGUAGACACAACAUUAAAAUCAGUAGGACUCCACCUACCACUGCCUUAAGCCCUCCAAACCACUCAUACCAGCUACCAAACCAACUACUUGGAUUGUACCCUUUCCAUACCUGAGUAGGCACAUGCGCUAGUUUAACCAUAUGGCUAGUAAGCUCAGCUAUUGCUUGCCCUUCGUCAUCUAUUUGAAGACAGCAAUUGCUCAGGUUAAACUUCCCACAUACACCUCCCUCUACUGCCAAAAGAUAAUCCAAGGCUAAUCUAUUUUGGUAAACUGCUGUCCUCAUCCUGGUAUUAUGCUUCGCUAGAAGAUUGAGCGCUUGUGAUGUCUCGUUAGUAAUGAUCUCAACCACCACCUGUAACCUUAUAAUGCGGUUGAGCAUAUAAAUAGGGGUUCUAUAACCAAAGGUACCAUCCUCUGCCCACGUGGCUGGCCCAUAAUAAUCUAUAAUACGCUGGGGAGGCCAUUCAUUAUCUUCCCAGGCACCUAUCUCUAUGGGUCCCCUUUUCUUCCUAUGAUUCACAUCAUACACUUUAACACCUAAAGUCUCACCUGUUUCAAUAGGCAACAAGAAGAAGGAUGGUUUUAACAUACCCAACACACAUGCCCCUUCCCAGUCCUGUGGUAACUCCGAAUAGGCCUUCUUACCACAGAUCCAGUACAAAUUCGCUGGGGCUCUCCAGUUAGAUGUGAUGGAUAGAUCAAACCAUACGUCCUUUAAAUUGGCAUAUCUUGCAAACGGGUUAGAUGGUUCUGAGACAUUUGAAGCCGACCACCAAGUUGUAUUCUUUGUAUCAUCAUCAUAAGCUUUUUGCCCUAGACAAGUUAAUUCUCCUACAGAAGUAUUAUACAUCAUUCCUUUCCUCGCUAUGCAAACAUAACCUAUGAUGGAGGUCUUCAAUCUCCACUCAGAUUUACCUCUAACACUCAUAUGAUAGUCGGCUUGUGUAGAUAUUAAUUGGUCAACUGCCUCAGAACCGGACAUUACCUCCUUUGCUUCCCAAGGCCAUUGGUCUCCCAUGUUAGUACCUCCACACACAUAGCAGUUGGUAACAUUAAGACUACCGGCAAUACUCUCGGCUAAAUCAAUGAACAAGUUUUUAGCAUUAUGGGGGAUCUUAUUAUCUAUGCUCAUCUCUUCAUAAAAGGAAUGGUAUACUUGAUGAGUUUGGGAGGUUACCGUAUCAGUCUCUAUCCCUAUAAACAAUAUUGUCCCAGGGUCUAAACCCGUCCCAUAUAUUUGAAACCCAAAUAAAUUACCAUAUUUAUCUAAGAACUUGUCAGGGUUAUUUAUAAGUAUAUGGAUUGGAUUGCAUUCCAUAGACUUACAAUAUGGAUCAGUAGGCAACUUAGUCACAAUCAUGUCCUUGUCUGCUGUCUGUCCCCAAGUCGCCCACCCCACACAAGACCAAUAUGGGCAGAAGUUAUAAUCUCUAUUUGGGCAUCUUGGACUUACAUAUUUAUUUUUACUACUGGGACAAAUAUAUUUAUCGUUAGACCCAUACGUCCUCUCCCAUCUAAGAUCCCCACAUACAUUCCACGGCUUUCUACCACUUGAUAUUGCUUUACACGCAUCAAAUAGCAGAGCACCUGAAGAAUAUACGGAUUUUAAUACCGUCUUAUUAAUUAGGGUCCCCUGAGAAUCUCCAUUUCUGAGAGUCAACCAAAUUGUACGGGGUUGAUACUCAGGACUGAAGCACUUAGGUUCUCCUACUCCUAAAUGACACACACUAUAUUCUAUAUUUAAGUAUCUACAUCUUGAUACAUCUCCUUUACACUCAUAUUGCGAAUGCCAAAUUAGGGUCUGGGAUAUAUGGUUACCUGUUCUUGUAGUCUUAAUGCAUACCUCACAGCUAGGAGUGUCGGUACCUCUACCUUCCUGAAUAUAAAAAUACACAUAAAUAAACAUUAUUAAAAAUACAUCUUUCGUCGUCAUCCUCAGUCUUCGUCCGUGUGAAGGCACCUCAGCUUCCAGGAUGUAAGGACUGCAGGGAAUGGAGUUCUGCUCGUCUUCACAGGGGUCCCCUCAAGACUUUCCCUGACUUAUACACUCGUUGGUGAGUGGACAGGCUUUAUUAUGGCCUUCUCACUCACUUACCAAGUCUCUGAAACAAUAAAAUUUAUAAUCCACAAGGUUCCUCGUCACUCCGACUGAGUCGUGCGUUUUAACCGGAUCUUGCAGGGAUUCUCUGGAUUUGCUGUAACUUGCCAGGAAUCGGCUGCUGCUGGUUUAACCCUGGAGUGAUGUAUCCACGGAGCCACUUCGGCUACUUUUAUCGCUGUAGGGGUAGACAGAAGAACAACAUAAGGACCUCUCCACUUGGGCCCUAACGGCACAUUAUUCCACUCUUUAAUCCACACUUGGUCGCCUGGGUGGUAACUAUGAAUUGGGGAUAAAUAUUCACAGGUAAUCUAUCUUGUACCCAUUUCUGUACCUCCUCCAUAGUCUUACCCAACUCUACAACCUGCUGCCGGGUAAUUCCUUCUCCCAACUGACUCAAAUCCCCCCUUAAGUUACCAAGCACGGGAGGUGGUCGCCCGUACAUGAUUUCAAAAGGAGAGAGGCCCAUCCUUCUGGUAGGUGUACUACGGAUUCGCAAUAGAGCUAUGGGCAAGAGAACGUUCCACUUAAGUUGGGUUUCCUGACACAUUUUAGCCAACUGAUUCUUAAUAGUUCUAUUCAUUCUCUCUACCUUACCAGAACUCUGGGGUCUAUAUGCCGUAUGAAGCCUCCACUUUAUACCAAGCAUAUGAGUCAAUUGUUGUAGGCACUGAUGAACAAAAGCUGGACCAUUGUCCGAUCCUAUAGAGCAGGGUAGUCCAUAUCGGGGUAUUAUUUCUCGUAGCAGGAAUCUCACGACUUCUCCUGCUUUCUCUGUACGAGUAGGACAUGCUUCUACCCAGCCUGAAUAGGUGCACACCACUACCAGCAGGUAGCGAUGUCCACCCGAUUUAGGCAUCACUGUAUAGUCAAUUUGUAAAUCGGACAUGGGAAGUCCCCCCAUAAACUGGACUCCUGGUGGCUUUACUGGUCCUUGUCUUGCAUUAUUUUUAGCACACGUUACACAUCUACGUACAAUGGCCUGAGUCAAGUUGGACAAUCUUGGUAUGUAGAAAUGUUUUCUGAGAGAUUCUUCUGUACUGUCUCUCCCAGAAUGUGUCCCGUUAUGAUAGUUUUGGACAAUUUCUACCGCUAGUGAUGCUGGAAUAACUAUUCUUCCAUCUUCUAACUGAUACCAUUUGUUCUCCAAAUACUUUCCAGGUUCAGUCCUUAACCACUCCUCUUCUUGAGCUGUAUAAAUUGGAGUCCAUUGAGACAGUGGAGUUGGUAUAAGAGCAGCUAUAUGCCCCACAUAUUCCUGUCUUCCUGAUUCAGCAGCACGCUUAGCUGCACUAUCUGCCAUCCGAUUCCCUUUGGUUACAUCACCAUCUCCUCUCAGAUGCGCCCGACAAUGUAUAAUACCGACUUCUUUCGGCUCCCACACUGCUUCCAAUAGUUGUAGGAUCUCAGCUGCGUAUUUGAUUUCUUUGCCUUCUGAAUUCAAUAGUCCUCUUUCUUUAUACAAAGCUCCGUGGGCAUGAGUGGUUAAAAACGCAUACUUGGAGUCCGUGUAGAUGUUCACUCUUAAACCUUCAGCCAAUUGUAACGCUCGUGUCAGUGCUAUCAAUUCUGCCUUUUGUGCUGAUGUUCCUUUUGCCAGUGGCCGAGCUUCUAUCACCUUGUCUAUCGUUGUUACUGCAUAUCCUGCAUAGCGGAUCCCUUCUUUUACAUAACUACUGCGUCGGUGUAAUAUUGAACAUCAGGGUUCUGGAUGGGAAAAUCACGAAGAUCUGGUCUACUUGAAAAUACUUCAUCCAUUACUUCCAAACAAUCAUGUUGACUUUCAGUAGGUUGUGGCAAAAGGGUAGCUGGAUUUAAGGUAUUUACAGUCUCUAAAUGCACUCUUGGGUUUUCACACAACAUUGCUUGAUACUUGGUCAUACGGCUGUUACUAAACCAAUGAUUUCUUUCCUUUGUAAUCCAACAACGUCUGUACUGCAUGUGGAACUCGUACAUAAAGUUCUUGACCCAGAGUGAGUUUAUCGGCUUCAGCUACUAGCAGGGCGGCUGCAGCUACAGCUCUUAGACAAGGUGGAAGUCCGCUGGCCACUGCAUCCAGUUGCUUAGACAUGUAGGCAACAGGUCUUUGCCAUGAUCCCAAGUACUGUGUCAAUACUCCCACAGCCAUUCUUCUUUGCUCAUGUACAUACAGGUAGAAUGGCCGUGUGUGGUCAGGUAGACCUAAUGCUGGGGCACUCAUCAAAGCCCUCUUCACAUCUUCGAAUGCCGUUUGCUGUUCUUGAGUCCAUAAGAAGGGGUCGUGCUCUGUACCUUUGAUAGCUGCAUACAGAGGUUUUGCCAGUAUCGCGUAGCUGGGAAUCCAUAUCCUACAGAAGCCUGCUGCCCCCAAGAAUUCUCGCACUUGUCUUCUAUUCCUGGGUAUCGGUAUUUGGCACACAGCUUCUUUUCUCUCUGGCCCCAUAAUUCUUUGACCUUCAGAGAUAUGGAAUCCCAGAUAUUUGACAGUUGGAAAACACAACUGAGCCUUCCUUCUUGACACCUUGUAUCCUGCCUUCCAGAGAAUGUGUAGUAGAUCGUGCGUUGCUUGCUGACAUACUUCCUUUGUAACUGCUGCUAUCAACAAGUCAUCUACAUAUUGUAAUAAUACACACUCUCCUGGGAUAGACUCGAAAUCUAGUAGAUCUUGACUUAGAGCUGAACCAAAUAGGGUAGGUGAAUUUUUAAACCCCUGGGGCAAUCUUGUCCAGGUCAUUUGGCGUUUCGAGCCCGUUACAGCAUUUUCCCAUUGGAAAGCGAAGAUACAUUGGCUUUCUGCGGCAAUUCGGAGGCAAAAGAAGGCAUCUUUGAGAUCUAAGACUGUAAAGUAAGUAGCCCCGCCCGGAAUUAAAGCAAGCAGGUUAUAUGGAUUGGGCACGACUGGAUGUAUACUAACAACCGCAUCAUUGACUGCUCUCAAGUCCUGCACAGGUCGAUACUCAUCUGUACCGGGCUUUUGAACAGGCAGCAAUGGGGUGUUCCAGGGGGAAGUACAGAAUUUUAGGAUACCAUACCGUAUGAACUUAUCCAGAUAAGAUUGGAUGUUCUUCUUAGCCUUCUGCGGAAUAUGAUAUUGUCUCAGGCUUACUGGAUAAACCCCAAGUUUUAGUUCGAUUUUAAUAGGUGGAAUAUUGCGGGCCAGUCCUGGUGGGUUGUUCUCUGCCCAAACUCCUGGUAUGUUAAAUAAGGAUUCAUCACUCCUCGGGUUUUGGCUAGUCAACACUGUAUAAAGUCGCCACUCUUCUUCCUUUGGUACGGACAAUGUCAUAAUACCUGAGGGUCCAUUAAACUUUAAGGAUGUUGUUCCAUUUGGUAGGAGCGUAAUCUGCGCUUGUAAUUUGGAUAGCAUAUCACGUCCCAGCAAUUGGACUGGACACUCAGGCAUAUAAAGGAAUUGAUGUUUUACUACGUGGCCUCCCAAUGUACAGAGUCGACUUUUAAGAACCGGUUUUUCAGCACUUCUUCCAGUUGCUCCUAUUACAGUAAUAGUUCUUCCAGAUGGAGGAGCAACUUGAUUAGUCACCACCGAAUGUUCAGCACCAGUGUCGAUCAUAAACGCACUCCUUUUUCCCCCUAUUGAUACAUCGACUAUAGGCUCCGCUCGACCAAGGGGGAUGGAGCCCGGUCGGUAUCAAUAGUCCUCCAUGACCGUGUCAGCCAAUCCCACAAAGUCCCUACCUUCUCUAUCGCGGGACCUUUGCGCUGCUGGAUAGUACCUAUCUUCCCUUACACUUCCUCUGUUCCCAUUACUCCCUCUAUUACUAUUACUCCCUCCGGGGCCUCCUCUACCUCUCGCUCUGCCUCUAAAGUUUCCGUAACCUGCCCUGGGUAAGUCUCUCUCAUACUGCUCUCUUUGCGGACACUCGUUCCUCCAAUGCCCUUCUUCCUUACAGUACGCGCACUGAUUCCUACUCAAAGGCUCCCUAUUCCAUCUACCAUCGCCUCUAUCUGGGCCCCGUCUAUCUACGCCUGCGAUCGCUACCGCUAGCAUAUCUGCCUUUCUACGCAUCUUGCGCUCUUCCUCUUUCUUACUUUCUGUUUCCCUAUUCAUAUAUACUUUGUUCGCUACCUCCAUUAGUUGGGUGAUAGACAUACCUGCAAACCCUUCUAAUUUCUGUAGCUUGCGCUUAAUAUCUCCGUAAGCUUGGCUGACAAAGGCGGAGUUUACCAUUCGGGAAUUAUCAGCGUCUUCCGGAUUAAAGGGGGUAUACAAGCGGUAUGCCUCCAAUAAUCGGUCAUAAAAGACACUGGGCGCUUCAUCACUUUUCUGAAUCACCUCAACUGUCUUCGACAUGUUAAUAGCUUUCUUCCCUCCGGCUUUCAUGCCAGCAAUUAUAGCAUCUCUAUAGGCUUUAAGUUGAGCCAUAUCUGCGCCAUUUACAUUCCAGUCAGGAUCGGUGUUAGGGUAAUGUGUUGCGGCCCAUGCUGCCGGAUUGGCUUGAUUUAAAGCACGGCUCUCUCCUCUAGCGCCUUAAUGGCCGCUUGGUUAAUCCUUGUCCUUUCCUCAUUAUUGAACAAUGUCAUUAAUAACUGCUGGCAAUCAGCCCAUGUCGGGUUAUGUGUCUGAACUAUCGAGGUGAACAGAUCGGUCAUAGCUUGUGGUUUCUCAGUGUACGAGGAAUUGUGGGUCUUCCAAUUCAAGAGAUCGGUAGUCGUGAACGGGACAUAUACAAAGACUGGGUCAGCAUGUGCCAUUUGACCUGCGGCAUCGAUAUAGGCUGACCCAGGAUUCAGACGAAGAGGCAUCUGGUAAUGUUUUAAUUGUUGGGUACCGGUCAGUUGUCGGGUUAGUAUGGGGCUACGUGGAGGGGCGUCAGUUAAAGGUUCCGGUCGAGAGGUAAUAGGGCAUGAGGAUGUGGGAACUUGAUUUUGGGAAAAGUUAGUGAAUAGUAUACUCCGAGCCGAGCUAGAAGAAGCUUGACCGGAAGUUUGAAGUGGCGCCAAAUCAGGAUAUUCAGAUCUAAUGGGGGUUGGUCCUGGUUCCGGAAGGGGAGUUUUAAUACGAGGGGGGGUGGAUUCUGUACUGGAGGAGGAAGCGGAAGUGGAUGGGGCAAUAGGGGAAGGGGUGCAGAGCUUCCUGCAUUCGCGUCACUUCCUCUUAAAGGAAAGUAAGGGGGCGGCAAAGGGAUCUCGGACUCAGGGGGCGUGUCCAAAAUGGGCCUAACACCAGUCCUAGUGGACAAACAAGUCCUGGCCACCAUGAGGCGACAUUGCUCCUCGUGGCAUAUCCGGAUCCAUUUUGGCGAGUCGUUUACGGCCUGCCCCCAACAAUCAAUGUAUGGAAACUGUCCGUAAAGUUCAGGCCUACCUGAACAGCCACGUGUACACGCUGUACCAGGGUUGGAUCCAAACUGCCACGCGGCGGCCAUGCCGCAACCAAAAUAGGCCACUCCCUAGUGCACAAAGUGACCAAACGUACAGGAGACAUUUUAACCCCAAAAUCACAUGUUUUGAAUCCCUUUUUAAAAUUCUUUACCAUACAACCUAAGGGAUCCGAAAUCGUUGACUCUGACGCGCCCAUACUUAUCAAUGGAACGUCGUUGACAACGAAUACUAUGCACGCGUUCUUAUUCAACAGUCACACCCGUUUCCUCUGGCAACAGCACCACGUGGUACAGUUACCGAGUGAAACGUACACAAUAACACAAUAAUCACUCAGGGAAUUCCCGUACACACACAGCUGUUACACCAGUCACUAAAUAAUCAAUAUUAUGCCCUUUGGCGAAACUAUACAGUCACCCACGCUAUAAUUCUCUAUAUAUGAAUUACCCGUCUAUAACACACCCCAGUAACAUCGUCUUUUACUAGUAUCGGUUACAGUACGGUUAGCAUAGGUCAAAGCACAAUUUAAGGUCACAAUACAAUUAUUAGUGGUUACGGUGUUAAACAUGCAAUAGACGACAAUGAUUAGUACUUAUAUACAGUGUCAGUAAAUAUACAGGGUUAUGGUACCGUGCACUAUGAUACAGCAACACACUAUUAACACUCUCGCUAGACGGCUGAGCUCGCGCUAUCUAACAAGAUAUACACUUUACUAACAAUCUUUAACACAUUUACAAUCCCAACUAAACUAUUGGCCAGUACCUUGAAUGGACUACCUAAAACUAUAUACACCCGUUUUGGUUAGCCACACUGCCCAAACACCACAUAUAGCGAACUAGAGGGCGAAAUUUACAAAAUUGCCCUUCUAGUCUAUUUACUCUAUCAAAAGUCUAGUGGGUUCCAAAUUUACACGCCUUCCCACUUAGCCAAGAUAGGUUGAGAGCUAGCGAACCGAAUUUACACAGGCGCCGCUUAGUCUCCCGGUCCCUCCGACCUAGCGAACGUAAUAUACACCCUAGAACGCUAGUCUAGACAAGACACCGGUGUCCGGCUAGGGCUAUUUACACAGGACCCCGCCUGACUAACCAGAUCAAACGGUCUUACUAAAGAGCGUUCGAUCGAGCGGUGCGCCUUCGCUCCUUCCCUCCGACAGAGGGGGCAGAUUCCAUACACAGAUUUAAACCCCUUUUGGGCCUACCGCACAAUCGGUAUACCCCUAGUGGGUCUGCCGUCUAAAACAGCAGUUGUCUUACCUCCUCGUUCCUGAACCUGAGUUCACACUCAUCGACGGGGACACCCCAGCACUUCUUACGUAGAGGCCGAUGAUCUCCUGGACAACAGACCAGUGGCGCCGAGACGAAGGGAGGUCCACGCAGAAGUUCAGGGGUGCAGCCGUAGAGAACGUGGGCAAAGAUAGACCGUCUCACGCCUCUGCCUCUCAGCUACCGUUGAACGAUGAGCUUCCCGGCCAAUGCACCAAAUGAUACCGGAGAAACUGACGGAAGCAAAGCACAGAGGGAUGGACACAGGUUUCUUCAGGAAGGAAGAGAUUCUUUAUUGGAUCACCGAUCGGGACUCAGAGGGACUAAUGUCACCAAAAAAUACAGCAAGUUCUGAGCCCUGAACAAUAGUGCAGGCUCCCUAUAUAGGCACAUAACUCCUCCCAUACUAAGCUCCACCCGCACAUUCUCUUGACCAAUCAUUACAAAUAAGAAUUAACUUCCUGCUUGACCGCAUGGCUUGUCCAGCACAAUGGAGGAGGGGAAUACUACAUCCUGUAUUCUUGCACAUGCUCCGUACACUACUGAUCGUAUCUUGCCUCGUGCAACCAACUGAUCGAUACGUCAGCAUAUGCACGUACACAUGCCACGUGGUAAUCUCGGCCUACUAAAUUUAUUUUUACCGAGAUUCCACCACAAAGCAUUUAGAGACAUGCUGCAUUCAUACCAUGUGAUCUCUCUUGCGCUCUGUCUGAUAUCAAAUAAAUUAAUUUGGUAUCUGUGUCAUCUGUCAGAGGGAAAUAUGUGUGUGUGUGUCUGUGUGUAUAUAUAUAUAUAUUUAACUUAAUUGCCAUUAUUUAAAGAGUCCUAUAUAAAAAAAUAAAACUACUACAAACCAAAAUAAUAUAUAUAUAUUAUUUAUUAUAAAUCAUGGCAAUUAAGCUAAAUGUUAUCUCAAAAACUACUCCUUUUAAGAUGUCUUCCUUGAGCCUUCGCAUCUUUGAUUAGCCAAUCACCUCAUCGAAGACCAUAUGGGGAUGAGAUCCGCAUGCACAGCGGGCAUCACACACUCAUCCAAUCAAAUGCUUCUAAUAGGGAAGCGUUAAAUCCAGUGUUUCCAUAUGAGCUGCAUUUGAUUAUGUUCGGCGUCAGAGGGCAGCACCUCUAGUGGCUGUCAGCAAGAGGUGUGUUUAACCCCUUAAGGACACAUGACAUGUGUGACAUGUAAUGAUUCCCUUUUAUUCCAGAAGUUUGGUUCUUAAGGGGUUAAUCCUACAAUGGAUACAUUUUAGUCUCUAAAACUACAAGGCCACUGCUUGCAAACCACUUCAUUGAGGUGAAGUGGUUUUGGUGACUUUAGUAUUCCUUUAAAGCAGAACUGCAACUUCUCUAGAAUUUACACCAUUUCAUAAAAAAAUUGAAAAUCACCCAAAAAUGUUAAAAAAAUAUUAAAUAAUCGCAUCCCAUAAAAACCGUUUAAGUACGUUAAAGAUAUAGCAGGUGAUAUCACAAUCGAGUUCAGUGCAGGCACAGCCAUGGCACACCAUGCAAACGAGGAGAGCCAAAACAUUGAAACACUAGCUAAAUUCCAAAGCAGUGAACGACAAAAUUUAGAGCAGUGAGUGACAGGGCGAAAAAAAAGCCACAUUUGCUAAAUAUCAGUGAUAGGUAAACACAAUAUCCUGGAAGUUAAAGGUUCCUUUUUAAAGCACAGACCAGUAUUUAUACCUUCUGCACAGAGUAUUGCCUCCAAUAUAACUGCAGUUCUGUAAGUACUUUAGGACAGAGGGGUAAGGAAGGCACAAGGCCAACAAAUCGGUCAUACUCGCCAUUUGGAAAAGAAGGUGGACGGGGCAAAGUUUAUCUGUAUUUGGUGGCACUCGCUACCCUGCCCGUUAAGGGAAACGAAUCCCUAAUAUUCUCGUUAAGUUUGUGAAUACAUUACUUUCUACAAUAUACAACGCUAAAUGCUUUAAUCUGCUCAUGGCAAGUGGCCAAGGAAGACUUAACACAUGAUUCCAGUUACCCAGCAAUGUCACUUGUCUUCUAAAAAAAAAAAAAAGAAGCAAGCCGCAGGAAAUUAGGAUUUAAAUUUACUAGUGACAUUUCGUAAAGAAAUGUAAAACCAUAGCAAAUAAAACCCAUAGGAAAGGCAAUCAAAAAAAGAAUCUUUAGUUUCCAGUCGGUCUUAAAAACUUCAAGUAACAGGCUUCAUAAGACUUGCUUUUUUUGUAGAAUUUGAUUUUCCAUCAUGGGGCUGAUUUUCUCAUCCUCUGUCCUCUUCGUUACGUGUGUAGUAUGCAUCAAUCAGAUGAUUUUAAACUGUUUCAGACUCCUAACCCUUUAAUAGCCAGUGGUAAUGAAUUCAUAUAGCGACUCACCCCUUCGAGCCAGUCAGCUUGUGUAUAGAGACUAAAGACCAAAUGUUACCAGUAGCUCAUACUUGAAUGCUAAAUUAAUGGGUCACGGCAGGUCGGAACACAGCCAUUCUUUUCAUUAAUACAUAACAUAGAAUAUGCUUAAAACUUGUGCGCCAAAACCAUCAUUCCAAAAUACAAAAAAAAUAUAAUCGUAAGUCCUCCAUUCCAUUCUGGCUGUGAAAGGACUCCUGUCAAUCAUUUUACUGCUUUAACUUUUAAUGGCAGUGUACUGGAUUAUUCUAUAUUAAAUACAAUAUGCAAGAAUCAAAAUGGUGGUAUCUAAUCCAAGAAGUUCUGCAGCAUCUGCACAAUUAUAGGAUCACGACCUAUAAGGUUCAUCUGUUGUUGUGAUAGUGGUUAGCUAAUUGCUGCUUCCGAGCACAUGAUUACUGAAACCACUAUUAUAAAACCGUGUAAAGUGUAAUAAACCGUGUUGAAAUGCUAAUUUAUGGUAACAGAUACAGUGUUGUUACUUUGUGUUUAUCCUGCUUCUAUGUUUGUCUUGUGAGGAAGUCGAGCUUCGCAAACAGUUGCGUCAGCACGGGGGAGUCAAAACUGAAAUGUUUGACAAAGGGCAAGCAGACUUCGUAAAUUUAUAGUUCUGUAUGAAUAAAAAAAAAAAAAAAAACCUCUAUCCCUUGUUAGAAGUGAGACUUUGCCAAUAAAACUUUGCCAGAGACUUGAGUAAGUACAGGAAACCGAUAUGCGCAGGAGGAAAAUGCAGUUGAAUUUUGUAUAAAGUCCAAAUAUCCUAACAUUCACCCUCGUCCAUUCCAACAAAGCCAAGAAGCUAGCUUGCAAUAUAUUCUGUACUGUACACAAAGAUUAUUAGCAGCUUACAAGAAGCACCAGAAUCUGGUAUUAUGACCCAUUUUAAAAUAUAACCACAAAUGUGUACUAAAAAAAUGUAUUGAACUUUUUUGCUCUAUAAAAAGGCAAAGUAAUUGCAUUUUAUUUGCAUUUUGAGAUUAUGAGCACCUGAUGUUGUUUAAAAAAAAAAUAAAAAAAAAAUCUCAAAUAAAAUGACUUAUUGCAGCUUCAAGGGUAGACUAGCAGCUCUGUUGAAUGGAGAAUUAAACAGAAAAACGCUGGAAGUGCUUCAUAGUGGGUGCAAAUUAAUAAAUAAUUAGAGAUGUCGCGAACUGUCCACGAACUGUUCGCGAACUGUCCGUCGGCGAACAAUAGCGUGUUCACGUUGGGCGAACAUAUCCGAUUACCGGUCCGCCCCCUAUACGUCAUCAUUGAGUAAACUUUGACCCGGAACCUCACAGUCAGCAGACACUUCCUGGGAGGGAGGGUCUGCUGCUGAUUGGGUGGAAUGUGUCUGCUGGCUGUGAGGUUCCGGGUCAAAGUUUACUCAAUGAUGACGUAUAGGGGGCGGACCGGAAAUCGGAUAUGUUCGCCCAACGCGAACAUGCUAUUGUUCGCCAGCGGACAGUUCGCGAACAGUUCGGCGGACAGUUCGCGACAUCUCUAUAAAUAAUAUGUGUGUUUGCGUUUCAUAUUGGCUGAAUUCCGUGAGUAUUUAACUGGAAAAUGUGUCAAAAUGGAAUUUGCCACAAAAUCAAAGCAAGUAACUAUUUUGUUCACUUUAAUCAAGCACUCCGAUUGAACAAAUAAAUAUACACACACACACACUGAUGUGUACAAAUGAGUUUUACCAUGUCACCAAAUGCUUUAAUUGUUUGCAUGGAUUGGGUUUAGCAGUGCUUAUUGUAUCCCUGCGUUUCCUGGUGUUGUAUAAAACCCGCAUUACUACAAAUACAGCGUCAAAUUACUGUCGCUAAUUGCCUAGUCCAUUCACAUUGUAUUAUGGUUCUCUGUAAAUUAGAUCUGCUGAGCACAGAAAGCUAUUUUCGUCUUUCUUGCAUAAUAACUUAAUGCUGCCCAAAGCUUCCCGUCUCCAUCUGUGAUUUCAUUCCUGUCUUGGAUUGAAAGUCUUCUGUCGAUGUUUCUGGAGAGAAAGUCAAUGCAAUGCAUGCUUUUCAUAAGGGCUUAGAAAUGGUAUUGACUUUUAAUCUGACCUUUAAUGAGCAACUGUAAAUCUCUUUGGGAUUUGGUUUAAAAGUGUAAUAAACUACCUCAAAAAUGUUUGGGUCCAUUGGGUUGUAGACUCGUGCAGGGGGAUCCGUUUGGCACAUCCGCCAGGGCCGAAAUAUUUCUCCUUUUGGGAUGUUUUGGUGGUGAUGCGGUUUUUGUGUGACUGGCUUGAGAAUAAACGUCUCUCACUUUGCCAGUUAUCUGCUAAGAUUACGAUGUUGCUAUGCUUGGUAUCUUUUCGUAGGAUUACAGAUGUUUGGGCUUUCUAUGUGGACAGUUUUUCUUUUCUUUUCUUCAAUUGUAUGAAGCACUAAAUCUAAUUCUCCAGAGAUCUUUUGCUAAUUUUUUCGUCACCAGCGUUUUGAGUGGUUGAGUGUUUUUGCUGUUACGUAGACAGGACCGUGUCGUUAGGUUCUUUUAGGUUGGGUCAAUUUUCGUACAUGAAGCCUCACAACCUGGUUUCAGUUACGACUCUGUCUAGCUAGAUGCGUUAGAUAUCUUUUCUGUUUUUCAAGUAAUGUGCUUUUAACUGCAAUAAAUGCGUUUAGAAAUUAGUCUGUGUAAAUAAGAUACAUUGUUCUUGCUCUAAAUGACAUUUUAGGUGCAAAAAUUGCUAUUAGUAAGUCACCUAAAAUGUCUCAAUACCUCCCCGUCCCUGGCCACACCCAACUCCCUUAAAACUAAAGUGUCCCUUUUUAUUCCAUUUGAAAUAUUGUGGAUAUAUGUUACCCCAUAAUUGUUCAAUAUCUAUUGCAAUGUGCAAAUCCAAACUGUACGGGUUCUACCAUUUCUUUCUGGGAUCCCAGCAGCCAGACAGCUUUGUGCAUUUAAAACAUAUAUAUUGCUUUAUAUUUAUUAAUUUUACCUAAAAUGCAAUAAAAAUGUUAUGUAUUUAUUUAUUUUUUGGUGAGAUGGCCCCUUUCAUAUCCACAAUCCCAAACAUUAAACAUUGUUGCUUGUGUAUAUUAGAGGUAGCAGACCGUCCUGUCGUCCUGACUGCCCUUCACACCCUCGGCUUUGCAUUGGCAGCUGCUUUGAGCAAUAUCACACAGCUGCCAAAUUUUAAUCUCCUCUACAUCAAUCAUUUAUUUUUAUUUAGCUCACUAAUGUGAGCAGAAGAUUUUUGCUUCCACAGGGCUCCAUUUCCCUCAAAGAUUAAGUUCUGGUCAGGAGUUUGUUCUGAAAUGUAUAAAUUGCUGCUUGGGGUACGGCGAUGACAUGGGUCACUUUGGAUGUGAAUCGCACUAUAGACCAUUAGUGGAGUGCAUGCACAGACUGGCGUAGAUUAGGGAUAGACUGAUUUUCGGUUCUGACGAUUAUUAGUGCCGAUAUUCAGCAUUUUAUGGAUUAUCGAUAUCUGCCUUGUAAUUUACUUAUUGUCGAUAAUUUUCUCACCUCUUCCACUCCCAGUCAUGCUUUCUUUUUCACCUGGAAAAUCCAGCCACCAACUAAUAAAAUGCUGUGUUGUGAUUUCACAUCACCCCUUUCUAUGAGUCCCCGCAUGCAAGGCUCAGCAGAAGGCAGGGAUUUGAGACCGUGAAUAAUCUACUGUAAUGUACUGGGCUGGCUGACAGUGAUAGGAGGGUGACUGCUGUCAGAAAUCACACUCCUAUCAGUAAAAGCACUGAGCGUGCUGGGAUCUCAGUGAUUCCAGCCUAUACAGGUUGUCUGACAGUGAUUUGAGUGGGACUGCUGACCGCAAUCAAACUCUUAUCCGUAAAAGCACUUUACAUGAUGGGAUGUCACUGAUCCCAGCAUGUACUGGCUGCCUGAGAGUAAUAGAACUGUGAUUGCUGUCGGGAUGUUCAGUUAAUGGCAAGUUUGUGUAGAAAUUAUGUUACUUUUGUAAAAACUCGUAGAGAGAACAUCCGGACUGAUUAUCGGCAGUCGGCCCAAAAGGCGACUGAUAAUCAGCACCGGCUGUGGAAAAAUGAGACCACUUGAUCCCUAGUAUAGAUUUUUUUUUUUUAAGAGUGCUUCUACCUGAGCCAACGUGGUGUCCAGAAAUGGACGUCAUGAGAGCACCUAGAACUAACCGGUUCACAAAUGAUGCAUGUGGCAUCCCUCAGUUCUGAACCUUCAUAAUUGUUGGGUGCUAUUAUGUCACCUUGAACACCCCAAUGGAGCUGUGUAAGAAAUUUGUCCUGGCAGAGGCUCAUUUCCACGUAGCUGGGAAGGUAGGUGUGUGUUGGGGGUCUUAUUACAGUAAGUGACAUUUGGGGGCAGAGAUCAAUUGACGUGGGGCAGAAAGAGACAGUCUGGUUCUGGGGUAGGUGAGAGUGUCUGACCCAAGCCUCUGCCUCUGUUAAGAGUAAAAACCAGACAGACCGCGAUCAAAGACAGACAGAACAUUUUUCAGCAGUUAAGUGUUCCUAUUUUUGUAGAUCUGUUUUCUUUAACGUAUAAAAUAGUUUAGGAACGUGCCUGAGUGGCUGUGAUUAAUUUAUAUAUUUAUUUAUUUCAACCGAGGGUAUGUACGAAGGCCAGCACGAAAACCGUUUUAACAAGGGACCAUUCAAAGAUCAGAAAAAAAGAAAAAGGAGAUCAGUUUCUAAUCUGUUCUAAACAUUAUUUACGUACAUUUGUACCUAUUUUAAGACCAAAAAAAGUGCAAUUUAAUACCAAAGUCCCUCUAUUCAUUUAAGGGUGACAAUAAAAUGGAAUACAGUUUCCACAAUACAAAGCCUGAUUGUGAUGUGUUCUUUUUAUUAUGAUAAAAUUGUAUUAAUAAAAUCAAACCUUCCCUAAUACAAUCUAAAACACCUUUGUUUGUAUUGUUCAGAAUGACAGAAUAGCAUCAGUGGAAGGGAACUAGUUUUAGACCUCCAGGUGAUCUCUAGCCGUAACAUCAUAACAAUCUGCGUGACACCUAUUACUCAGACUAUAUAAGGAAGCAGACAGAGAUUUCUUUCUACUCUCUAGAGCUUAUGAAAACAUUUAUAAUAGGCAAUGAUCUUGAUAGUUUACAUUUUAUUUACUUUUUUUAAAUGUAUUUCCUUACUUGUUAUAUAGUAGUUAGUCAUGUAUCAAUUUUGUUUUGAUUUCAUGUCUACACCAAGUAUUUACCAAACUUUUUUGUGUGUGUGUCGUGGGCUAUUAACACACAUGUUUGGGUAACGUUCGGGUAACUCCGUGACAGGCAUUUUAGAUGCCUGCUUUAUGACCCUUUUAACUUUGUUAAAGUUUUUAAAAUAAAGGUCAGCCAAACAUCGGUGUGUUGCUUAGAACUAUAGAGUAUUGUCAUUCUGAACUUAAAUUUUUUUUUUUUUUAAAUGGUGAUACUAGGGAAAUAAAGUGAGGCAGCCAAAUGUUGCUCAUAAUGACACUCUUAAAGUAGGACACAUAGGAGUAUGUGAAAAACUAAAAUAAAAUGUAGGCUGUAUUAUUAUUAUUAUUAUAAUAUUUAUAGAGCGCCGUCAAAUUCCGCAGCGCUUUACAAUGGGUGGACGAACAGACAUGUAGUUGUAACCAGACAAGUUGGACACACAGGAACAGAGGGGUUGUAAUAACACAUCCUCAUUCAUAGGAUCAGGACCCCUCAUUUGAUCUAUUUUUCAGACUCCUAUAAAUGUUAACCAUUGAUUACUUACAAGUUAAACAAAAUACGUUGGCACUUGAUGAAAAAAAAAUGUUGUGUCUUCCUGUUCACAUUUAGUACACCCAUUCACACAAACUAUUUACUGUACAGUGUCCCUUUGGCUUGGCUUUCCCCUGACCCCACGAUGUUGAACACCCUAAAUCCGGCACACCCUUCCUAAGUAAGGCAAAUCCAUAUAAAUCUGUGUUUGGGGAAAUAUGAAUCACGCUUUCCCAGUUUCGAUGACCAAUUAUUUUUUUUUCUGCUUUUCUACUAUCUAGACAUCUUAAACUAAGUGAUGUAAUCGCUUGAAAUUUUUAAAUUUUUUUUCUUAAACCGAUAUACUCGUUUAAAGAAACGCUGACAUCCACAAAAAUGGUUUUGGCUUAAUGUAGAAGUUUGAUUCUCUUAUAGCAUUUGUCCUAGUUGUAAGUGUUAGAUUAAAGCAGAACUGGCACAUUUGGGGUUUUGGGAGAAACCAGUGUAUAUAAUAUAACUGAACUUGACCCCUUGGUGUGUUCCACACCUUGAAGAUGCACACUUGUCACGGCACAGCCCCUUUAAGAGACCUGGCUGGGUUUGAACUCACAGCUCCAGCAUCCCAGUCAGGUUCUCUAUCAUGAUAUCCACCAAGUUUUUGUUUGCAUUUCUGCUUCCUGACCACUUUGCCCUGAUUAAGCAGCACUGAUCCACCUGCAGCCCUUUUCCAAUUAGGGUCAGCUGCACCUAAUUAGCAGGUUGUAAAAGCCAGCCCUGCCUGAGACCUAGUAUCUGGUCAUUUUGCCUGUUUGGUGUUUCCUGCCGGAUCUCUGCUUCACUACUGACUGAUUUCCUGGACUCUGACCUCUGCCUGAUUUACCGACUACGUUACUCCACUGCCAGACUUAUGCUUCUCGUCUUACCCUGCUUUUGGAUUUCCCCUUAAUCUGUACUGCACUUCUGUUUUUUGCCUCGUCCCUGUGCCAUCUCCUGCAAAUGGGCUCCAACUCCUGGUAAACUGUUACAUAAGUCCCCUGGUGACUGUUACAACGCUGCACAAGUUGAGUGCGUCUUAUACUUUCCCCACUGCAUUCCUCACCCCAGUAAACUUUUCAAUAGAUUUCAUUGUCAUAAGGGUCAAAAAAAUGGCACUUAUCUUUAAAACAGCAAAUUUUUCACAUUAUUGUAGGAUUGUAACAGUUACAUGUGAUGCUGAACAUAAUUAUUAUUGCUUAUUUUUAUUUCUAAAAUGCCAACGCAUUCUACAGUGCUAUAGAAUAUUUAAACUUCUAAUAAUUGAAGCACUUCUAAAAUAGUCAAAGAGGGGUGCUAUCAAUUUUGAUGUGUGGCAAUGGGUGCAGGGCACCCUUAAGCUCUUUUUAAGACUUCACGAUAUACUCAGAACCGUUUAACUGAGGGGGCGGGGCUGGUCCGCCAAGCAGAGCAGACGCAUGGCACUAUAGCUCCUGCUGUUCUCAGGCAAUUUGGUCCCAAAAACGCAACUUCUGGCACUGAGUCACGACAGGCAACUGCACUAUGAAGUGCUAGUACUGGAGAACAGUCAGCGACCCGAUUCUGGGCCCCUUUUGGGGAGAACACAGAGCUCUAAGACAGAGGCCUAGUCAAGCCUAUCCAGGUGGUGAGUAGGGAGAAAGCGCUAUGGAGAAAGAGGCCCCUCCUCGGGGCUCUUGACGCUCAUUGCGGGCUACUCAUGGAGAAAUCAUUUGAGUAACCUACCUAUCCUGAGAUCCGGCCUAGAGUGCUCCAAUCGACACCGAGGACCUUGAGCGGAGACCAGCUGACUGACAAAGGUGUUCAGGCUGCAAGCUGGUACGAUCCCGUGAAGCUGAGCCACUAUGAAGACCUCACACAUACCCAGCUCCCAAGCGCGGCCGGCUGAUACCACCUGACAAGCCACACCACAGCAUCAUUAUUCGCAGAUGGAGCUGAGAAACACAGAACUGUGACCUGCCAGUGAUGGGAGUUGGCUGCUCUCUGCACAAGGACUGGGGCUGCCUACUCUCUGUCUCCUCAACAACAAUCAGGAUCACGUCCACCUCUCAUCAGCGAGGAGAGUCUCUGUCCGGGGACCCAGGUUUUUUUUACCACGGUGGCAUAAAUUGUCCUUUUUUUGUUUUUGUUUUUUUUAAGCAACACUAACCAUGCCAUCUUGCCUAGAAAACCGGUCUCUCUCACCCAAUCUAUUUUAACUAUGAGUUCAAUUUUAGCCUGCACUUCCAUCUCUCCAGCCUGCCAAUUUAACUAAUAUAGCUAAACAGAUUUGCAAUUAACCUACUCAGGCAAAUAUAACUGUACUGCAUGUAUACAAUCUGUUAGCUCCUGAUGUAGCAUGCUAAUGAUACGUUCAGAUAGUGCAACGAUGUUACCUUAUGUACCAAGCAAGUCUCCGCUAUGUUCAGCUACCAUGUUAAUCCCCAUAGGCUGCAAAAUUAACCAGUUUACUGUGUUACUAAAUAUCGAGACAUCUUCUGUGCAACCAUGAUCCAAUGUUUAACCUCUAACAUGUUUCCUAUCCUGAAUAUAAAAAAAAAUAACUGUGCUAUGUAUUUCAAUGCCAUACCUAUGUUAAUGUAUGUUUCCAUACUUGCUUGCACCAGCUAUCAUGGCAGUGCAAACAUGAUUGUUCACGCUAUGUACAAAUAAAAUAAAGAAUAAUAAAAUAAAAAAAGAGCGUUCCUGAAUAAUAAUUUAUUUUUUUACUAUUUUUCAGUUUAAAGAUACAUUUGCUGUUCUGUUUAAUGUUUAGAAUGAUGAGCAUGGUAUAUUUUACAUGGUGUUUCCAUUAUUAUUAUUAUUAUUAUCAAAUUUAUUUAUUUAUGAUUUCAUAUAUUAUUUUAACACCUAAUAUAAUACAAAGCAAAACUAAUCGUUCAAAGUGGCAUUAUGACAAUCAAUGUAUGCAUAAAUAACAUACAGUCGUGAGCAUGGUUCCCAUGCAUAAUAACUAAGCAUACAGCCACGUCACUUAAACCAACAAUCACUAAGACAAACACUGCGACUAACUUUAACGAACGGUAACGUUUUCUGUUAGUUCUCUAUAAAUGGAUGAAAAUCUAUAUCCCGAGUGAUAAUUGUAAAGUAGCAUAUUUUUUUUCAUCUCCAAUUGAUAAAACCAUUUUAUGAAUAAUGCUUUUGUUGGAAUAAUUACUUGCUUCCAGUGUCGUGAAAUUACUAUUUUUGCUGCCAUUAAGCAAUGGGUAAUCAAAUUAUCAUGUUUAACACCUACCGUACUACAGGGAGUGCAGAAUUAUUAGGCAAGUUGUAUUUUUGAGGAUUAAUUUUAUUAUUGAACAACAACCAUGUUCUCAAUGAACCCAAAAAACUCAUUAAUAUCAAAGCUGAAUAUUUUUGGAAGUAGUUUUUAGUUUGUUUUUAGUUUUAGCUAUGUUAGGGGGAUAUCUGUGUGUGCAGGUGACUAUUACUGUGCAUAAUUAUUAGGCAACUUAACAAAAAACAAAUAUAUACCCAUUUCAAUUAUUUAUUAUUACCAGUGAAACCAAUAUAACAUCUCAACAUUCACAAAUAUACAUUUCUGACAUUCAAAAACAAAACAAAAACAAAUCAGUGACCAAUAUAGCCACCUUUCUUUGCAAGGACACUCAAAAGCCUGCCAUCCAUGGAUUCUGUCAGUGUUUUGAUCUGUUCACCAUCAACAUUGCGUGCAGCAGCAACCACAGCCUCCCAGACACUGUUCAGAGAGGUGUACUGUUUUCCCUCCUUGUAAAUCUCACAUUUGAUGAUGGACCACAGGUUCUCAAUGGGGUUCAGAUCAGGUGAACAAGGAGGCCAUGUCAUUAGAUUUUCUUCUUUUAUACCCUUUCUUGCCAGCCACGCUGUGGAGUACUUGGACGCGUGUGAUGGAGCAUUGUCCUGCAUGAAAAUCAUGUUUUUCUUGAAGGAUGCAGACUUCUUCCUGUACCACUGCUUGAAGAAGGUGUCUUCCAGGAACUGGCAGUAGGACUGGGAGUUGAGCUUGACUCCAUCCUCAACCCGAAAAGGCCCCACAAGCUCAUCUUUGAUGAUACCAGCCCAAACCAGUACUCCACCUCCACCUUGCUGGCGUCUGAGUCGGACUGGAGCUCUCUGCCCUUUACCAAUCCAGCCACGGGCCCAUCCAUCUGGCCCAUCAAGACUCACUCUCAUUUCAUCAGUCCAUAAAACCUUAGAAAAAUCAGUCUUGAGAUAUUUCUUGGCCCAGUCUUGACGUUUCAGCUUGUGUGUCUUGUUCAGUGGUGGUCGUCUUUCAGCCUUUCUUACCUUGGCCAUGUCUCUGAGUAUUGCACACCUUGUGCUUUUGGGCACUCCAGUGAUGUUGCAGCUCUGAAAUAUGGCCAAACUGGUGGCAAGUGGCAUCGUGGCAGCUGCACGCUUGACUUUUCUCAGUUCAUGGGCAGUUAUUUUGCGCCUUGGUUUUUCCACACGCUUCUUGCGACCCUGUUGACUAUUUUGAAUGAAACGCUUGAUUGUUCGAUGAUCACGCUUCAGAAGCUUUGCAAUUUUAAGAGUGCUGCAUCCCUCUGCAAGAUAUCUCACUAUUUUUGACUUUUCUGAGCCUGUCAAGUCCUUCUUUUGACCCAUUUUGCCAAAGGAAAGGAAGUUGCCUAAUAAUUAUGCACACCUGAUAUAGGGUGUUGAUGUCAUUAGACCACACCCCUUCUCAUUACAGAGAUGCACAUCACCUAAUAUGCUUAAUUGGUAGUAGGCUUUCGAGCCUAUACAGCUUGGAGUAAGACAACAUGCAUAAAGAGGAUGAUGUGGUCAAAAUACUCAUUUGCCUAAUAAUUCUGCACUCCCUGUAUUUAUAUUUAACAGAGCAGUUUCGUUUUUUUUAAUAAACGGUCUUCCAAUAAUAUGCUUUACAGUUUUAAAUACGAAGUCCCAAAAUUGAACUAUUCUAGGGCAAUUCCACAGUAUAUGAUACAUGGUUCCCUCCUUAUGUAAACAUCUCCAACAAACUGGAGACUUAGAAGGGUAGAACCUAGAAAGCCUAACUGGCACCAUGUACCACCUGUACAUGACUUUUACUUGUGUCUCUAAGAUGUUAAGACAAUGUAUAUUUCUUUUGAUUUUUAAAAGUGUAGAAUCCCAAGCCCAAUAAUUUAUAGAGGUCGCUAAAUCUUUUUCCCAUUGUUUCAUAGGAGACGAUUUCAAUAUCAAAGUUUUUCAUGUUUAAUCAAUCCAUUGCAUUAGAAAUAGAUCAUUUUUUACUUGUACUAUUGAAUGUUUUCUUAAGUAGAUUGAUUAUAUCAUUAUUUGACUUUAAUAGAUGUUGUUGAGAGAGGUUCAAUUUCUGCUUCAAUUUAUCAAAAGAUAUUUUUUUGUACAUUCCCAUUGUUUAGUCCAACUUCUUAAAUCAAUGUCAGGCAUUACUGUCUCCAAUAUUCUAAUAUUAGGGAACCUUCAUAAAUCUUAUUAUUAAUUUUUAGAUCUUUCUUUAUACCUUGCCAUUCUUUCAAUAUUUGAGAUAUUAUUAAUGAAUCAUUAAUACUUGCCUACCUUCUAUAUCAUUCCACAAUAGAAAAUCUGUGUUAUCAAUGCCUACCCUAAUUGCUUCCAAUUUAUACCACACCUUCAAGUCGUUAACUUGUUAUUUAUGGGCGUGGAUAAUCAUUUUCACCUGAUAGGUGUUUCUGAUUAUCGGAUAUCCUAUACCCUCCUGAUGGUCUUUUUUUGGACAAAAUCCUAGUAUUUAUUCGGGGUCUUUUACCUCUCAAGAUAUAAUUAGUUGGAUUGUAUGAUAUCUAACCAUUGAUUUGGGGUUGCCAGUGGGAUCAUUCGAAAUAAGUAUGCCCACUUGGGGAGGAUAUAUGCUUUGAUAGUAUUAAUUCUCACCAUAAUAUAUCCAUUUCCUUAAUAGCAUGUUGGUAUGUUUAAUGAGUCUUAAAAAAUGUACUUCCAUUAUCACUUUUGCGUCUGCAGUAAUAUCUAUACCCAAAUAUCGUAUGGCUUCUGAUGUCCAAGUAAAAUCAAAAUCCUUUUUAUGUCUUUUAAGGUUAUCGGCGUCAAUAUUUUUAAUUAGAACCAAUGUUUUAUUCAUAUUUAAUUUAUAAUUUGAUACAAUAAUAUAUCUUUUAAAUUCCUGCAUUAAAUAAGGUAGAGAUAUGUGGAUCUGUUACUGAAAUAAAAAUGUCAUCGGCAUAUAGACAUAUCUUUAAUUUCCGGUCUUUUAAUAUCACCCCUUUAAUCUGAGGGUUGCUUUUUAUAUUGAUAGCAAGGGGUUCUAUAGAUAGUGUAUAUGAUAAAGGGCACCCCUGCCUUGUUCCAUUUGAUAUAUUGAACCAAUCCGUACAAAAAUCCUGUCCCACCAAUCUAGCUGAAGGGGAUGAAUAUAACGUACUAAUUUGCAUUAGCUAUCCAGCCUAUUAGACCAAAUCGGGCCAAAACCUUCCUCAAAAAGUCCCAUCCAACUCUGUGGAAGGCCUUCUCUGCAUCCACCUACAGGCUCAGAAGGGGAGCUCCUUCCUGCUGGACCUAGUCCAAUAUGUCUACCAUCUGCCUUGUAUUAUUACAUGACUGUCUUCCAGUUAGAAAACGUAUCUGUUUCCAUUAUAUGCAUAUUAUAUAAGUUGUCAAUUUCAGUGUCAGCGGGAAAACAAUAUCCUCUUACUGUCUGACACUGGAAGGGUUAAAAAAUAAUGCAUUGUUCAUAGAAUAAAAAAACAAAAAAAAAAAACAAACAAACCUGCAAGCUGAUAGUGACCUGGCUGGCAUUUCAUUAGCCCAGUUUCUUUUCCUCUGAGAACGUGUUACUUUCUGUCUAUAUGUUUCUGAUUCCAAUCCAGCUAUUGGAUUGACAAUUAAAAAUUAAUUGACAAUUUACAGUAGAGAAACGGUUUUCAAGGUUCCGUUUAAAAGUAUUGUUUGGAGGAAUAGGUGAAAUAACGCUUCUACCAUCUCACUAGCCCCGCAUCACACAGAGUUUAAUCAGAAAUGCUUUGUUCAACAUUAACCCCUUAAGGACACAUGACAUGUGUGACAUGUCGUGAUUCCCUUUUUAUUCCAGAAGUUUGGUCCUUAAGGGGUUAAAAGAGCCCUCCAAGCAACAUAAAGGACCUGUAGCAGUAAUGGUUUUUGGAGUAGCCUAUUAAUUGUGCCCUGGAAAACCAUAAGCUGUAUCAAUGAGGUCUAACUAACAUGGGUAGAUAAAAAAGCCCCCCCAGGUGUAUAAAUGGAAGCAGUAGGCCAAUGCCCCCGAUUACACAGAUCCCUUUCCUGCUUCUAAUACAAGGUUAAUUCUAUACAGACUAAUGGUGGCAGAGGUUGACAUCUUGUUCCGCUGCCCUGGUCUAAUUACAUGUAGAUAUCAUACAGCGUGGAAGAGAUACCCAUCGGUGGCUCUGGAUAGGGAAAUGUGUGUUUGGGAGACAGUCUGGGAGUGGGGGUGGAGGCAAUCUAUGUCAAGGUGAUGGCUCAAACUGAAACACCUUUCAUCGCACCCAGGCAGUAACCGAUUAUAUUAGUAGCGUGACCCAUGCGUUUUACCGAUUGGUUGUGCUGAGAUAUAAGGCAAUCUUUGAGUCCCACCAUCCUGACAGAUCUUGAUUAGCGCUAUUUUAUCUGUUUUAUUUUACUUGCACUGACAGGAAUAAGUUGACAGUGCAUGAAUCAGCAAUUUUGUUACAGAAAAAAGACGUGUACCAGUGUAGCCGGGAGAAAAACGACUGAUCAAAUUGAGAGAAACUGGUGAGGUGUGAGAGAGAUUUUCCUGGAAUGCAGCUUGUGGACAGAAAAAGAAUCCUUUGUACGAUGCAGUAAAAUCAGGCUAAGGUCGGGCCGGCUCACUAAUCCCAAUGUCUCCGUGUCUCAACGCUCGUUUAAUGUCUGGGAAUAAUACCCAAUGGACCACUGACCACAAACCAGAAUAGUGAAAAUGUUACAUAGCGUUCAAUAAAACUCAGCACUGCCAGUCACAGGUCUAAUAAUCACUAUGAUUGCCCCCUACCCCAAUCCUGGAUUGUAACAUAUUUUAAGGGUUAAAGAAAUAAUUAAACAAUAAAUUGCCUUAAUAUAGCUAUUACAUAAUAGCUAUAUCUGUUUCUAUGCCUUUCCAGAGCAGCAAGGUUUAUGUACUAAGCAGUGAAUUUUCGAGAGAAAAAAACCUAAAUUUUGCAAUCCUGUUUUCUGUUUACCACCAUAAAUAAAUAAAUACAUUACCCCACCCUCCCCAUAUAUACAUACCUUCCAACAUUCGAAAUGAAUAAAGAGGGACACUUCAUUAUAGGGGUGUGAUCUGGGGUGGGGCUGUUCUGAGAAAUUUUAGACAACUUCUAAUAAUGUAUGCAAGUACAAUGUAAUUUAGUGCAAGAACAAUGUGUCUUAUUAACACAGACUGAUUUCGUUUAUUGUAGUUUAAAGACACAUUACUGGGAAUAGUAUUUCUUUUAGAAUUGUGUUAUACAAUCACACACCAACCAUAUGAAGGUCCUAGAAAAGAGGGACAUUAGGAUAGAAAAGAGGGAAAGAUGGAUUUGGGCCCAAAAUAGGGACUGUGCCUCCUAAAUAGGGACUCAUGGAAGGUAUGAUAUUGUAUCACGUAAAAUAUUUCCUCCCAAGGACCAAAAAAAUGACAAAUAUUACAAUAAAAAAAUUCUGGAAACACAAAGCGAACGUUAGGACAUAGUUAUAUAGAAUUCACGGUGAUUAAAAUGAUUUUGUAUACACCUUAAUGUCACAAAAUGUGUUUGAAGUAUUUUAGCAGUGGGAAAACUUGCAGAGUCUGCUUCCGAUUGCAAAGGUUAUUCUAGUGAUGCCAACAUCCUUUUUCUUUUGUUGAUGUUAGGAAGUGCUCAUACACAACUGUUCAGAAAACCUGAAUCUUCUUUUGUCUUCAGAUAAUUCAGAAAGUGAGUUUCAGUACCUGCUGUAAGUUGGCCGGUGAGUAACCAAUUAUAAUGGCUGUUUUUUGGUUUGUGUAUUUUUCAGAGAUUUGAAGCUGGACAACGUAUUGUUGGAUCAUGAAGGGCAUUGCAAGCUUGCGGACUUUGGGAUGUGUAAAGAGGGGAUUCGUGAAGGAUGCACAACAUCAACCUUUUGUGGGACACCUGAUUACAUUGCGCCAGAGGUAUGUUAAAAGAGCCCUAUGUCGAGGUAUGGAUUUUUGCGGAAUGAGUAUGACUGGGGCAAAAUAUAAUAUUUGUUUUAUAUUUUAUUGGUAACUUUUCUAGUAGAAGCAUGUUUUAACUACUUAAAGUUUAAAUGUACUGGCGAUUGGGGAAAAAAAUGUGCUUCUAGACUCCGGUUACCUUUAAACCAUGGUAUUAUAUCCAACUCGGUUUUGGAAAACCAUAAAGGAACCAUUUCUUCUGAUUGACUUGGUUAUAGUGCCUGGAGUCCCCUGGUUCAGUCCCUCCAUUCAGUGUUUAACCAUUUUUAUACAGUCUGACUCUAAACAAGGGUCUCUGACUUCCCACAACCUGGACCCCACUGGAGGUGUGGGUAGGCAGAGAUUACACACUUUUUUUUUUUUUUAGCCAUACUGAACCAUACCAGCAAUGGACAAUGUGAUAGGCUGAAAGCGUGAGCUGAAACUCUCAGCCAGUUACAGUUGCCCAUUGCUGCUCAGGCUAAUGCUUCCUCAUUUGGCCAAGCAGCACAAAGGGGGGGGGAGGGGUAACAGAAUAUUCUCCUUAAGCCUACAGUCCCUUUAAGCUUAAUUCGCUGUAAUUUAUUAACAAAACUUUUUAAUGGCAGAUGCUGUAGACAGGGCUGCAACAGAAAUCUUGGAGCCCCUUAAAAAGUAAACGUCUGGGUCCCUAAGCUGUGUCACGCAUACAGACAACCACACUCUUCCAUCAUUCUCCAGCACUGCCACCUGUGAGGGAGCUUUGUAGGCUCCCAUCUAAUAAUGGGUGCACUCUGAUGCCGCUGGCUAACACUAUCUGGUUAGGGGAGCUAGAUACCAAAAAUCACUUUAGGCUCCAUGGAGGCCCCUAUGAUGGAACGGGCCCAUUAACAUGGUACUGCCUGCACCCCCUGAUGGCAGCCCUGGCUGUUGGUAACAUUAACGUAACACUUCUUUCUACAGGCUAGGAUGUCCAGUGUAACCUCAGUUGUUUGUUUCUUUGUAGAUUCUGCAGGAGAUGCAGUAUGGGCCUCUUGUGGACUGGUGGGCAAUGGGUGUUCUCCUGUUUGAGAUGCUUUCUGGCCAUGCACCAUUUGAAGCAGAAAACGAGGAUGACCUUUUUGAGGCUAUCUUAAAUGAUGAAGUUAACUAUCCAGCUUGGCUUUCACAAGAUGCUGUCGGGAUCCUGCAAGCUGUAAGUUCUAAAUUAUUAAAUUAUUAUGUCUGCACCUUCCUAGACAGGUAAUGUAGGACAUCUGCAAGCAUUCCUCCAGAUACAGGAUAACAACCCUUUGCAUCAUUGCUAUGCCAAUUACUGGAAAUAUUACUUCAGAAAACACAUAAUGGACCAAGUAAAAGCAGAUGUGCUAUACCAAAAUGUAUAAGCAGUGAUUCAUUGUUCUUCAAUUUGCCAUUUAUGCUAUCAUUGUAAAAAAAAAAGUGAAUACUUGACAUCAAUAUUUUACUUAUUAAAACAAAGUGCAUCUACUUACAUUGUGCUCAAAGCUCCAUUUGAUAAGAGGUUUACAACACACACAUACGCCGACAGUUGACAUGUUUUAUAUAGUGAAUUAUGUGGACAAUAUUUCUGCAUGUUAAUAAUAGACUGGCCUGUCUUUGGCGCAAAGCCACUAGCGCCAUGCUGAUAAGACCCACAGGGUUGGAGCUAUACACUCCAUGACUGAUUUCUGGUCACUGGCCCCACCCUAUGGUUUUUUUAAAAAGAUGCCUACACAGCGUUUCAGAUAAAAGCAAAUACACUGUUAUUUAUUUUGGUUUCAUCUAGUAACUUAUUUUUUUAUUAUUAUUAUUUUAGUUUGUUGUUACUUCUAGUAAAGCCUAUAAAUAACUAUCCAAUCGAGGAAUCCUGAGUAUUACUCACAACAAGGGUAGUUAGAUACGCUUACACAUACAAUGAAGACUGAGAAGAAUAGGCUCUAGUACACGUGAGUGUGAUCUUUGUUUACUUAAACAGAUGGUGUGGACUACAUUUCCCUGGAUGUUUUGCCAGUAUUACGCCUGUAAGACCAUACGGGAGAUGUAGUUCACAACUUCUGGAGUGCCGAAGGUCGCCCACCUCUUCACUACACCAAAUGUUUUUGUCUUCUGCUCCCAUAUAUUGCUGCUAUAUAAGAAAGAAAAGCUCCAUUGGACAAAAGAGUCAAUAUCCAGGCUCUACUGUAUGUGAGGAGUCAUUUUGGAAGAUAUUGCGUAUAAAACUUUUUCUUUUUAUUAGAUUGUCUGCACUUUUCUGUUUUAUUUUGUUUUGAGGUUUAUUACCUAUAGUUAAAGGACCACUAUAGUUGCAGGAAAACAUACUCGUUUUCCUGGCACUAUAGUGCCCUGAGUGUGUCCCCACCCUCAGGGACCCCCUCCCGCCCGACUCUGGGGAGAGGAAAGGGUUAAAACUUACCUUUUUUCCAGCGCCGGGCGGGGAGCUCUCCACCUCCGAUCUUCCUCCUCUCCUCCCUUUCGGCUGAAUCGGCACGCGCGGAUAGAGCUGCGCGCGCAUUCAGCCGGUCUCAUAGGAAAGCAUUUACAAUGCUUUCCUAUGGACGAUUGCGUCUUCUCACUGUGAUUUUCACAGUGAGAAUCACGCAAGCGCCUCUAGCGGCUGUCAAUGAGACAGCCACUAGAGGCUUUCUCUGAAACUGCUAUGUUUAUAAAAAAAGGGUUAACCCUAGCUGGACCUGGCACCCAGACCACUUCAUUAAGCUGAAGUGGUCUGGGUGCCUAGAGUGGUCUUUUAAGUAUAGUGUGUGACUUGGGUUUUCACACUGAUAAAUUGAGACACUUCUACACUAUUCAUAUUACUUCUGGUUAUAUGCACUUGUUUUUGCACUUUAAAAACUUUGGAAAUGAGACAACCUUUGCGGAAUUCACACAUACACUUUAUUGCCAGAAUACACCAUAUUGCUGCUAAUUAAAUGUCACUGUACUGCACUUUAUUUGUGAAAAUAAGAUAUUCCACUAAAUUUUAAUACACCCAUUUUCUCUAUCUCUCUCACGCUCUGUCUAAUUGCACUUAUACCGAUUGUGAUAAAAAGGCCAAUAUUUUGUAUUUUUAACCAAAUAGGCAAAUUAUUGUGUUUUAACACAUUUGUUUAUAUAUAGUGCAAGUUAAUAUUUUAGUUGUUUUAAAAUAUUUUUUAUGGUUUUACUUUUAAACGCUCCACUUUUAAAGAUAUAUAUGAAAUGUCUAUAAUUUACAAAACACAACUUGCACCCUGGAAUACCGUUAAUGUUGCUGCACAUGUAAAGGGAAACUACAUUCACCCACUGUGUUUAUAGCUGCCAUUCAGUGGCAGACAUGGUUAGUAAUAAUGCAAAUAGACUUUGUCACUUGUGUUUGGAAUACACAAUACAGUAUAAUUACUGUAGGGCAAUGUGUGCACCAUACACAGAGUUUGAGCUGAACUUUGCUCCUGUUCCUGGUUUCAAAGUGUUUUUUCCAUAACGAGUGCUUUGUGCCAAACUAGAACUCACAUUUUAACAGAUGAAGCUUUGUAACUCCAACUGAGGGUGCGGGUAAAGCAUUAUCACAUUGUUAGUUCUUAUAUAAACAUGUUUGCAUUACUAACCACAUAAAUUAGUGUUUUUAAAGCCCAGUCACAUGACUAACCUGUAUUCACAAGAGCUAAUCUUUUGGGGUGUGCUAGGUACAUUGUUACUUUUUUUAGAGGUUUAUUCACUAAACAAUGGGUUAUGAUUGAGGUAACAGCUGAUUUAUUUUUUUAAACAAAUUUUUGAUAGAUUUAUUUUUCAAACUUGGCUUAUUUUUAGACUAAAUCUAGUCCAAAAUAGCUGCGUGGGGAAACACUACAUUUUGCAAGCUGUUUGUCAGCUCCCAUCACCGUUUAGAGAAUAAUCCCCUAUUCACUGUUCAUUGUGUGCAGCUCAGGUUUAUUAUGUGAAUUGGAUUUGUGCCGGUUACAUCUAGAUGAGUUAAUUGCAUUAUACGAGACAAAGACGGCUUCUACCUACACACCCAAAUAAUUGAUAUAGCCGUGUCAUAGGUGCCUCGGGUAAAUCCUUCUCUCAUCAUUCUGCAAUUCCUGGGAAGCAUUCUGAUCUUAUGCCAUUGAAUCUUUAAGACUGAUAUUAACGUUCACGUCGGGCAUUUCUCUGGCACCUCAAUAGCGAAGACCAAUAAAGUUAUGCAUGAAAAAAAAAGGUUACAUUUCAAAAGAAUAAAAAUUGUGUUGGAUUAUUGGAAUUGUGGGAUAUGAUUUUUGUUUUUCUUUGUUUCUGAAAUAUUUAUUUUUCUGUUUUUCAUAUUUUAAUUUGUAUUUAUUUAUAUAUUUUUGUCACAUGAAAAGGAAAUUCUGAGUAAUUUCUCACCACGCCUUGGGAGCCCUCUCUGCUGUGUAUGUUAGAUUUCAUCCUGUUGCUUAGUCUCGGUGAUUUCCUGUGGGAGAAAUAUUGCUGUUUCACAGUCUAAUUUUGGAAUUCUUGGACAGUAAACGCAUUUUGCUGGUUUAACACCGUGACAAAGUGACAUCGUAACUUGCAUCAUCUUCAGGUUAUCAAAGUUCCUGCUUCCAAUUUAGAGAGCAGACGCUGCAGGCUUUUAUAGGAUCACAUAAAAGCAGGAUUAAGUGGAUUUUGAGAUUUUCAUUGGGCCCCGUGUAACAAUCUGGGUUCGAAAUCGCUCCUUAUAUCAGAUGAUGUGGGUAAAAAUGUACCAGUUAUUGAAUUGCCUCCUUGGACAGACAAUAUGGCUGUUAAAAAAAAAAAAUAGCAUUCAACAGUUGUCGUACCUUUAGGAAAAUAAGUGUUAAAGAAACGUAGAGAAACCCUGGAUCCUGCACUAGGUUAUACAUUUCCAGAUAUGUUGGCCUCUUUUUAAAAAAUGUUUUUUUUUUUUAAAGAAUUUCAUCCCGCAUGGUUGGUCAAAUGCCCCAAAUUUUCCAUGACUGUCCCAUAUUUUGGACUGCUGUCCAGGGACAUGUUCAGCAUUCCAUGGGCAGAACUGCCAAUGUAGCCACCCGAGGGCCCUCAGGAAGGUGGCUAGAAAUAUUUUUAUUUCUGUAUGUGACAGUCUGUCACUGUGUGUGUGUAUCUGUUUCUCAGUAUGUAUUUGUAUGUGUCAGUGUGUGUGUAUCUCUCACAGUCUGGGUUCUUUGCAUAAUUUGCAAAGACCCCCCCAACGGUGACAACAACCACUGGCAAUGCAGUGGCCAUAGGGUGCAGGAGAAUAUGUUAAACUUGCCUGAACCUAUCACUCGCCAUGGCCUUCCUGCUGGUCCUCUUCAGUUCCUGGUGCUUCAUCUGCCAGGAGGCAAUGUCAGCAUUGUACUCUCGCGAAUGGGCAAGAGUUCAACACUGAGGUCUACGGAGGAUCCUGGGAGACAGUAAGAUCUUCAAUAGACCGAGCCUUUCUCCCCUUAGCCAUCACUAGUGAUGGUGAAGAGCUUGUCAAGGCUUGACAAAAUGUAGGUUUUUUUUCAAGCUUUCUCAAGUUUCUCAAGCUUCAAACUGGGUUUUUUUGCCUUCUUUUGGAUCAACAGCAAAAAAUAAAUGUGAGGAAGGCUGAACUUGAUGGACGCAAGUCUCUUUUCAGCUAUGUAACUAUGUAAGUUUAGGAAAAAUACUAGUCCCUACUUUGUCUCAGUAUAUCCUUUGUUUGGGUUGUAAUUUCACCGUCAAUAAGUAUAUGAAGAUUUUAUCUUUAUGAACUAAUCAUUUUGGAUAGGAGGGGGAACGAGAGUGAGCCUCUUUAAGUGUAUCUGUUUGUUUGUGUUUGCCUGUGUGUGCACAUCUGUACGUGUACAUGCGCCAAAUUGUCCCUAGAAAUGUUUUUCAAAUGUUGGCAACUGUGAUAUGUAGUAAUCGGGUUAAAUAAAAGGUUAAAUAGUGUGGGUUGGUAUGACUUGAGAUAGGAAUGACCAUUACAAGGCACAUCUGCCCAUUUGUAAGCAUUUUUGCAACACACUUUUCUAGGCAUCCUACACACAGCACAUGCGUAUGCAGAAACGCACAUUUCCUCCUACCAUUUCUGACCUCACUUUCAUACUUUCUAGUUUUGGGUGGUAAUUUAUGCCCAAGUUCUAGCUCCCUCUGCAGAAAUAUAUUUGAUGUAAAUUAAUGCUGUGUACAGUAUUUACUACCUAAAAACCAUAGCUAUGUAAAGUGCCGACUUAACCAACACCAUAAACCAUUUCACAUCAAUGAUCCUCUGGUUGGAGUUUAAUUACAAGCAAACGCAAGCUAAACAAACAAAAAAUAAUUAAUUUUUACAACCAUUUGAGAACACCUCUGAUCACCCGCUAACACCACUGGACCACUGUCAGCACAGGUUUCCAGAUAUGGUUGUGUGACACCAUAAUACGUUUCUGAACUUUUAAAUAUACAUGGUGGCAGAUCAUGACGGCUCUAUCAGGGAAGAAACCAAAACGAUAAACAUUUUUUAUUUUUUAUUAAAUUUUCUUAAAGCGGCACUGUCAUGUUGAACUUACCUUUCCUCAAUCUCUUCCUUUUCUCCCUCUCUCUCAGGAUCUGUUCUUCUUUUCUUCCUGUCUUCUUUAGUUUUCUUUAAAAUCAUUAGACAAAGUAGGGACUCUUUGCCUUAUGGAGGUUUGCUCAGCUUGACCAGCUUUGACCAGCGGAGGAGCAAAGUGUGCUUCAUUUCUGCCGGUUAGAGCAAUUUUCCCAUAAUUCUUACCUUUCCUCUGUUAUCUUGCGAUGCUUCUUGUCAUUUUAGACGAAACUGCUGAAUUGCGUUCUAACUGAAUGAGAACAGUAUGUUUGUUUGUUUUAGAACUCAAUUCGGCACUUUGUUCGUAUUGGAAUUUCAUUCGAAUGAAUGAAACUCCGAUUCAAUUUGUGCCGCGGCUGCAUCUUGCAGCCGCUUAGUAGAUAACUCCCUAAUUCCCACGGUAAUAGGGAGUUAUCUUUCAAAAGGCUGAAAGACCUAAAUUUGUCUUUCAGCCACAUUUACUAAUACUAAGUAAAGAUUACUUAAUAUUAGUAAAUGAUCUGCCCCUACUCGCUAUACCUCGAGUAGCGGCAUGUUUAGUAAACAGUGAGCAGCCUAUGGCUGCUCACUGUAAAAACCCCCCCCCAAAAAACCUAUUGGCCCCACCCCUGAGCGGUGGGUGGGGGCCAUAAUGGACAAUCGGGGGGGGACCUACUGUCUUCCCCCCCGGCCCUCACCCUUGAGCGGUGGGUGGGGGCCAUAAAGAUAAUGAGGGUGGGAGACCUACUGUCCUCCCCCCACCGGCCACCACCCCUGCGCGAUGGGUGGGAGCCAUAAAUUACAAUGGGGGGGAAACCUACUGUCCCCCCCGGCCCCCACCCAUGCGCGGUUAGUUAUAUUAUUCCCCCCUCACUAUUUUUUAGGGUGAGGGGAGUAGGUAGGCGGUAACAUUUUUUUUGGGGUGGGGGGGUGGGUGACUAGGGGCUUGGGGACCCCUAGUCACCAUUGAUGGGGGGAUUUGUCUUAGGGCCACUCAAGGGUGGGGGCCGGGGGGGAGAACAGUAGGUCCCCCCAUUGUAAUUUAUGGCCCCCACCCACCGCGCAGGGGUGGGGGCUGGGGGGGAGGAGGACAGUAGGUCCCCCCCAUUGUAAUUUAUGGCCCCCCACCCACCCACCACUUAAGGGUGGGGGCCGGGGGGGAGGACAGUAGGUCCACCCCAUUGUAAUUUAUGGCCCCCACUGCUCCCUGCCGCUUCUAUCUUUACAUAUUACAAGGAGGGAGCUGCGCGCCGGUAGCUCCCUCCUUGUAAUAAACUGAAUGAACAAACGAACACUGAUAUUCAGUGUUUGUUUGUUCGUCUGACAAUGCUAUUCAUUCAUUCGUCUUUCUGACGAAUGAAUGAAUAGAUGAAAUUCCCGUUCGCAUGUCCAAGUGUUUAACUGGGCAUGUGCGGGAAUCUCAGUGCUAUCUAGUGUGGGCAGAUGACGUGUCCCACAUGGACUUCCUCUACCCACACAAAGAUGGCGGCGCCCUGAAUAUAGAUUGGGGCAGAAAAUAAAGAUUAAAAAUAGGUAAUAUGGGGGGCUUAGGGGCAUUUGGAGGUAACUAGGGGGUCAGUUAGAUGUAGUAGUGGAGUCGGGAGGGGGUUUAAAAAACAAAACAAAAAAAAAAGGGAUUCGGCCAUGACAGUGCCGCUUUAAAUUUUGAUACUAAAACAUUUUACUAUCACUUUGAAUCGCUCCAUUCUUAGCAGUGCGCAACCAUCUAUCCCUUUAGUAAAUGUAAGGACGAAAGUAACAAAUAUACUCAAUACAAAAAAAGAUAUAUGUAGUAAUUUUAUCAUGGUGACAUGGCAGUUCUCUUCAACGACACGUUGCAUCGCCCGUCUUUCCAUUGACAAGGGGUUCAUUGUCUUCCAACAGUUUCCCAACCCCUGAACCACUAUUAAAGAUCCUACUUUUCUAACAUUCUUUAAUACUUUAAGCUUUUAGUGAAAUAUUGCAUAUUUUGUUUUGCUUUUGUACCAAUUCUUAGUCCAGUGUUUCUAUUAUUAAAACGGCUGUUUUACCGCAAUGCAAUGUGCGUGAAUUUCUUUGUAAUUUCUUCCCUAGAAAGAUCUUUUUAUUUGGUGGAGAUAGAACGUCAAAUCGAGCUGUAAUUGACCGCAGUAAAUGUUUCUGCAAUGCUGAUUUUUAAGAGUUUUGAGACUGAACACGUGCUUUCUGAUCACUUUAUACGCCCAGAAAAUAUUUUAUUGCUGUGUCAACCCUGGCACGUAGACUGAGAAUAAGGUGCCCAGUCAGAUGAUCUGUUUCAUGUCUGCCCUGAAUAUAGAUUGGGGCAGAAAAUAAAGAUUAAAAAUAGGUAAUAUGGGGGGCUUAGGGGCAUUUGGAGGUAACUAGGGGGUCAGUUAGAUGUAGUAGUGGAGUCGGGAGGGGGUUUAAAAAACAAAACAAAAAAAAAAGGGAUUCGGCCAUGACAGUGCCGCUUUAAAUUUUGAUACUAAAACAUUUUACUAUCACUUUGAAUCGCUCCAUUCUUAGCAGUGCGCAACCAUCUAUCCCUUUAGUAAAUGUAAGGACGAAAGUAACAAAUAUACUCAAUACAAAAAAAGAUAUAUGUAGUAAUUUUAUCAUGGUGACAUGGCAGUUCUCUUCAACGACACGUUGCAUCGCCCGUCUUUCCAUUGACAAGGGGUUCAUUGUCUUCCAACAGUUUCCCAACCCCUGAACCACUAUUAAAGAUCCUACUUUUCUAACAUUCUUUAAUACUUUAAGCUUUUAAUGAAAUAUUGCAUAUUUUGUUUUGCUUUUGUACCAAUUCUUAGUCCAGUGUUUCUAUUAUUAAAACGGCUGUUUUACCGCAAUGCAAUGUGCGUGAAUUUCUUUGUAAUUUCUUCCCUAGAAAGAUCUUUUUAUUUGGUGGAGAUAGAACGUCAAAUCGAGCUGUAAUUGACCGCAGUAAAUGUUUCUGCAAUGCUGAUUUUUAAGAGUUUUGAGACUGAACACGUGCUUUCUGAUCACUUUAUACGCCCAGAAAAUAUUUUAUUGCUGUGUCAACCCUGGCACGUAGACUGAGAAUAAGGUGCCCAGUCAGAUGAUCUGUUUCAUGUCUGCCUGAUGCCAAUAGUGUUUUUCUUGGACAGGCUGCAGUAUCAAAUAUUCCACCUUAAACCGUGAAUACACCCUCUGUUUUAGCUACAGCAGGUGGGGGGAGUAAAAGACAAAUUUACCACUAGUUCCCGAAAAUAAAGAGACUGGGUAUUUAAGGCAAUGGUUUUAUGUAAGGCUUUUAAAAUGUCUUUUAAGAAAGAUAAACGUGCUCAUUAAUAAGUGGCCGGAAUCUGCAUAACUGUUCGGUUUCUCUUGUUUGUUUUAUUCAUGUUGUGUGUUUUGGAUUUUUCUUUUUGUUUGUUUUCCUGCAAAUCCUCAAAUGCUCUCAUAGACAACAGGUAAAUGCUGCUUUCCUUUUGCUCAUUUACAUAUCUCCCAAAAUUUCAAAUGAAUAAUGAGGGACACUUUAAUAUUACGGGUGUGAGAGGGAGUGCGGUCAAGGCCAGGGGCGGGGCUCUUCUGUUAAAUUUCGGGUGAUUAACUAAUAAAUUUAAAUAACUAAAAUGUAAUAUAAAAGAAGAACAAUGUAUCUUAUGUCCACAGAUUGCUUUCUAAACACAUUUAUUGUAGUUUAAAGACACAUUACUGGGAGUAUUAUUGCUGUGGAGCUCUGUUAUACACUCAGACACAUUACUGGGAGUAUUAUUGCUGUGGAGCUCUGUUAUACACUCAGACACAUUACUGGGAGUAUUAUUGCUGUGGAGCUCUGUUAUACACUCAGACACAUUACUGGGAGUAUUAUUGCUGUGGAGCUCUGUUAUACACUCAGACACAUUACUGGGAGUAUUAUUGCUGUGGAGCUCUGUUAUACACUCAGACACAUUACUGGGAGUAUUAUUGCUGUGGAGCUCUGUUAUACACUCAGACACAUUACUGGGAGUAUUAUUGCUGUGGAGCUCUGUUAUACACUCAGACACAUUACUGGGAGUAUUAUUGCUGGGAAGCUCUGUUAUACACUCAGACACACCAACAAUAUGGAGCUGCUAGAAAAGAGGGACAUUAGGAGAAAAAAGAGAGGGAAAUGGGCCCACUAGAAGGACUGUGCCUACUAACUAUCGACACGUGGGAGGAAUGCAUUUGCCAUUUUACAUGUUUAAGAGGAGAAAAUAAAAUGCAUUUCCUGCUGUUCUUUCUAUCCUAUCCCAAGUGUUGCUGACUCUCUCAUCCUCCUCUCUCCCUCUUUAUUUUCGGAUCUUUUCUAUAAUCAGUCCCUUGCACAUGUCUCACGCUUGUUUUUUUUCCCCCCACUGUCAUUCUUCUCAUAUCUCUCAAUCUUUUCACACUAUAUUAAACUUUCUAUAUUUUACUAAAAAAAAAAAAGGGGAAAAAAAAUAAUUCUGUAGAUUUAGUGAUAAAUCCUUGAAUCUGCCGUGUUUCAGACAUUCCUUGGCAAUAAAACGCUGGAUUUCAUUUUCCAGUAAAUGGCUAACUAACAGCAGAGGAUCCAAAAUGCUCAGUAUCAAUGAACAGUCUUCUUCUUUUAUUAAGCAGACCGCAGACCUGUGGAAAAUAGUUUGUCUGCAUCACUUGUUCCCACUGGUGAGAAUCCAGCUUACGUUUUAAGUUAAGGAAAUUCAUAAAAAAAUUUAAAUUGUAUUAUUUCAAUUAUAUAUUUGUCUUCAUCAGGACCUCAUACAUUUUCAUAGAUUCUAACCGGAUCAGUUAGGCAGUGCAGUAAUAAUACGUAGAUUGAGGCUGGGUGUUCACUCUUGUGUCCCACAUCCAGGGACAUCAGAGAUCUGUACUUGGUAGGUGCAGAACAAGCAGAUUAUUAGAAGUGGAUGCAGCAGUUCCACAUUAGCUUGGUGUGUAUUCACACCACAUGACGUACCACUUAAUGGUCUCACAUCCUCCUUCAAGGUUAGAAGGUGCUCAUAUGGAUUUUUUGCAGCUAGUGUUAAGAAAAAUAACUACCGUAUCCCUUGGACCUUUUCCAUUUUCUGUCUAUGGUGGCGUUGGUGACCAUACGUGGCCUGGCUGCUGGCGAUAUGCAGAUACUGUACUUGCACUUGGUCUAAGUGAGCGUAUUUAGCUUCAGUGAUAUUGUCUGUCUGCUGUGUGCUAUGGGGUGUAAAAUUAAAUUGAACUGAAAUUCAGCUGAACUACUUUACCCUCAAUAAUAUAUCAAACACUUCAGAGAAACAUACAAAGUGCUUGGGGAUUUUUCAUACCCAGUAAGUGGGAAAUUGUGUAAACACACACUCAUAGUGUGUCUGCUUUUUAUGUUGCUGAAGGAUGAUAUGUAAUAAAUAGCUGUGUAUGGACAUUACUGAAUGCAUUUAGAUUUAUUUUCUCUUUUUAGUCCACGCAUUACAUUCGCACAUGGGAUCUGUGACCCAUGGGGCAUGAUCACUAAAACGAUCUAAAGAACCAGAUGUUUGACUGCCAGUAAUAACUGUACAGGAGAUUGUGUUGUUUACAGAUUUCUGAAAUAUCUUUCUUUGUAGAUUAAAGGAGCUAAUAAGGUUUUCUGUCUAUGUUUUAGUUCAUGAAGAAAAAGCCAAACAAACGGUUGGGCAGCUUGGCUCUGGGGGGUGAGAAGGCCAUUCUGUGGCACCCGUUUUUUAAGGACAUUAAUUGGGAUAAACUGAACAAGAAGGAGAUUGAGCCACCUUUCAGACCACGAAUUGUAAGUGUGAUUUGUAACCCGUGUAUGUAUGUAUAUUUAUAAGGACUAGGUUAGUACAAGAAAGGGGAACUUAAACUCUAUCCUUCAGGAAAAGAAAGCAAAAUAGAUGUAUGAGUCAUACAGUUUGUGUGAUUAGCUAAUUAACAUUCUGUGUCAUUAAGAAAUAUAAUCGUUUUGCCCUAAUCUUAAUGCUAUUGGCCUCUCUAAUCAGAGGCCAUAACUGGGUCAUAGCACCAGGGGGUGGGGUUACAGUGCCUACAGGAGAGAGAAGCAAGAAGCCAUCUUGAAAGUAAGACAGAGAGAACUCAGCAGGAGCAGCUCCUGGCCUCGGCCAAAUGUAAGUGUAUAGUAUAAUCAUUUUUACUUCCACAAUAGUUCCUGAGCACUGAUUAAAGAACCACUAUAGUGUCAGGAACACAAGCGUGUAUUCCUAACACUAUAGUGUUAAAAUAAUUAUUUAAGUGUCCGGCCCCCCACUGUGCAGUAGAAAGGUGUUUAAACCCACCUUUUUUUUCCCACGCUGCACAAGUCUUGCCGCUGCUGGCCCCACCUCCAUGGAGAGACUAUGAAACGUGAUGAUCUCAGCCAAUCCAAUGCUUUCCCAUAGUAAGGCAUUAGGAGGCUACUGCGCAUGCACGGCAAAACGCUGCACUGCACCAAUCAGCAUCUCCCCUAGAGCUGCAUUGAAUCAAUGCAACUCUAUAGGGAGCAAUCUGCGUAUUGGAGUUAUUGGAUCUACACAGAUCCUUCAUUAGAAAUCCUAAAAAAAAAAAAGAAAUUGUCUGGAUUGUCUGAUCUGCUGUUGUCAUCUACUCCCUAGUCUUUGCAGAUUUCACAGCAGGAAGAAAUUAAUGCUGUGAUCGGCAAGCCAAGUACUUCUUCUUUUCAUUUAUUUAUUUAUGUUUUGUUUUUCAUUAAUGUAUACAUAUAUAGAUACAUUCUUUCCUUUUCCCCCCCAGAAAUCUCGAGAAGACGUCAGCAACUUUGAUCCAGAGUUUGUUAAAGAAGACGCAGUAUUAACCCCUAUUGAUGAGCGAUUGCUCCCAAUGAUUAAUCAGGAUGAAUUCAGACACUUUUCGUACACGGCUCCUGAUCACCAGAGCUUUUCACAAGAUGGGAACGCCAGGACGCAGCAGUAGACGUUACUCUCUGGGGAUUUCUUAUUUAUUCCUGACACAGUGACAGCCAAAGACACAAGGAAGAAGGACUCAGACAAUGUCAUGUUGACAACGUGCGUCCCUGUGGAUAGAAAAUUAAUUAUUUAUAAUGCUGGUUCUCUAUCAGCGUGUCUUGAGAAUAAGCAUCGGACGAUGAUAGCGGAAUAAAUGUCUCUGCAUGAGACACAUUGACUCUUGUGAAGAGGAAAGUAUCCACAGGUUGCCUGUCUGGACAUAUUGCUGAUCUAUCCUUACGGAUGAAAUUAAUACAGAUCAGUGGAGAAGGGUUGUAUUUUCAUGGUUGGGUGUAUUAAUGCAGCAUUUUAGUAAAUCAGUUCAGUCUGAAUAGGUAAGUCACUUGUUCAUGGUGGCCCAUUCAGGACAGUGCAAGAUGUUGAGUGGCAGGAUCUCCUAGACAUUGUAGCAACAUUAUCAGAUGUUCAGCCAUCCCCUAUUGAAUAAGAGGAGAAGAACAGCAAGGCCAAGUUACAGGUCCAUCUAACGAAGUAGUGCAGAAAUCUAGAACAUUUAUUAUUUGUUCUCCAAGUAAUGUACAUUUAUCUUCUCCCUGAAAUGAGCAGUCCCCUGUUUAUUUUGAACUCCACAUUGUUUUACCAUUCAUUACCUAGUUUAGUAAAUUUACCAUAGACACCAUUUCCCUGGAAACAUGGAGUUUGCUCAUGUGCCAUUGGAGCAUAGACAUCCCUCUACUGUAUCGAUCCUGACCGAAGCAGGAUUGGCUAAUUUUCAGGUAAACAGAAUAUCACAAAUCAUUUGCAUUUAAAUGUAUAGCUCAAAAUAUAACAAGGCAUUGGAAAUGCACUCAAGCAUGAUUGUAGUGGUUUAUUUUACUUUGAGGCUGCAUGAUGAUUACACAAUAGAUUUAGUUUUAAAUAAUUUAGAUCUCUUGAUUUCAUUUUCUACAUUAGUUAUAGUGGUGGGUGGGUCUGGGUGCAAUGUCCAUGUCCCUUUAAUCCUGCAAUGUAAAACAUUGCCGUUUUAUAGAAACGGCACUGUUUACAUUGCUGGGUUAAGACUGUGUAAUGACACUGGACAUCCUCACGCCUUGCAUGAGGACGUCCAGCAUCUUUAAAUCCCCCAUGCUUUCCCAUGGUAAAGGCCUAAUGUGCGCAUGCACAAUGUGACCCCUCAUUGACUGAUGUGGGAGAAGGAAGAGCCCAUCCCAGCACUGAAAGACAACUACUCUAGAAUGGGGCAAGUGUAAAAAGGUCUUUUAACCCUUUAUUUGCCGUCCAGGGGUGUGUGGGCAGAAGGACACUAUAGUGUUAGGAAUACAGCUUUCUUUUAAAGAAACGAAAGAUUAGUUUGUGAGAAAGUAACCCAUAGUUCCAAUAGUAUAAGCAAUAUUCUGUAUAUGUCAAAUAUACUUCUCCCUUCAUCCUUUGCUGUCAGAUGCGAUUUCAUCAUUUCAAAAUACACUUCUCCUCCUCUGGAAACCGUUUCUGGAUAGAGUUAAAUUUGGGUGAGUAGAAAAGUCUAGACUAGAUCUGGGAUAGGCAACCUGUGGCAUCGUUUGUGGCAAGCAAAACUGCCUGAUCUAGAUCUGAAGAUCUCUACCGGUGUUGGCCUGAUAUCUGCAAUGGGCAGUGAGGGCCAGCCCUUAAUUAAUUUAUUGGUAGAAGGUGGUGGUCUCAGAUCACAUACUCCCAGUGUUUGAAAAGGAGAAAUGGUGCAUGAGGAGAGCAGCCUGCCAAAGCUCUCACCUGUGCCUGCAUGGUUAGAAUAGGUCCCCAGGGAACCCACCCUCCUGGUGCUAAAUGGUAGGCAAAUGCAGGGUGCCUACGGUGGUGUGUGUGCAGCAGUAUGUGUGAUUGUAUCUAGCAGUGUGAUUGUGUGCGAUUGGGUUUGUGUCAUGGAAAACACAACAGAAAUAUUGUGUACUUGAGUUUUAGAAAAAUCAAGACUUUUACACCUUAGCUGUUUGAGCCUAAAAUGUUCCAUUUUCAUAUCAGUUCUGCACAAUCACAGUCUUGGUAAGAAAACAAAAAGGCUUUUCAACACGACAAAACUUGGGAAAUGUCUUUCUGUUGAUCCACACUCUGACCAACAACAGAACCAGCACAAUGUACAGUUUGCUUUGAAAUUCUGUUUAUUUAUUUUACCUUUCUUUUAUGCUUUUUAAACUUGCUGUAACAUAUUUUGUAGUUACAGUUUGACAAAGUUUAGAGACCGCUGAUGUAAAAAAAAUGACCAGCUGUUUAAAUAUUAUAGAUUAUGAACUGUUACCAGAGAAGCUAAAAUGUCAGUGGGAAUGAAUGCAUUAUUUUUGUCUGCUGUGUAAGGAUUCCAUGCAAAUUUGGGUUUUCCCACUAUAUAUUCUUCAAUAUGAAAUAUAAAAAAAAACACAAAAAAACACUCUUGUUUUGCUUUUUAUUUAUACUUCUGUUUUCUAUUCCCCAACAUGGUUUUGUCUAAAAUACAAUCUAGAAAAUAAUUCUCCAUUACAAUCUUGUUUCUAUGCAUGAUGCUAAAUGCCUAAACGUAUUUUUUACAGAACAUAAAAAAAGAAGAAAAAAAUUUAAAAAAUAAACAUUUG